AUGGCGACUCCAAGCUUGCGUUCCAGCAACAUGGCGGCUAGUGAAAGUGGUGUGCAGGUAACUGCCUUACAACAAUUAUAUAGGUUAUUAUUUGUGCAAGAUUAUAAUGAAUUCAACCCACAGUGUGUGGUGUGAAAUGUAGAUAUAAUUCAGCGUUUGUGGUGUGCUUGGUAAUGAUAAAAUGUGCAGAGAGUUGCUGAAGAGUCUGUAUUAGGGCUUUUUUCGUGUUAUGCAGGUUUAGACAGGAAAUACACAGUUUACAGUAGGGAUGCAUAUUACAGAAGAGAGACAUAUUUUGCACACACACAAAAAAAUAAUAAUAAUAAAAAGUAGAAACUCUGUGAUGGUCAUUUUUUAAAAAUUUAUUUGCAGAGAGAAAUGUAUUUUUAUUAUUGUUUUUGCUGUGGUAGGAAGACUGCUGUAGUUGAAUGGGUUACAAACUUUCUAGUUUGAUCCCAUGUAUGUGAGAUGAAUGGAAUUACUUGUUUUUUGUUUCUUAGAUAAGAGAAAGGAAAUAAAAAAAAAAAGCAAAACAAGUUAAAAAAAAAAAAAAACCCAAACAAAUCAUGAAUUGUAACUAUGGGGACAUUUAGCUCAGGAAUUCAUUUUCAGGUGAUCCCCCAAAAAAUCACCAGAAAAAAAAUGUCACAUUAUAACAUUCACUAUUUUUGAUAAUAGUGCUACCAAUUCAAUAAAUUGUAUAGUGGGUGGCAGAGGAUUAAAUUAAAAUAGGCAAAUUUCCCAGCUCCUGCUAAUCUAAGAAAGCGUAUCACAGUUGUUCCACAUAUUCAGGGGUGAGAAUUCCUAUGUCCACUGCCUUCAUCUGUGGUCUCGUGGAGGGCAAAUGUUUUAAAGGUAAACCCCACAUAUGGUUUGAGUUUAGGUGGUAAGACACUAGUAAAACUCUUUCUGGUAAUGAGAUUAUUUUAAGAAACUUUACUAAUUAAGGAUUGACCAUUCAGUUUCCUUCUAGUAACAGUUGUGUUUUAUUUUCUUUUUCUUUUUGUUGUUGUUUUUUCUUUUCAAACUGAUGCCCUGUGUUCAUUGGGUGGGAAUUAAAGGGGUCAAUAUCCGGUUUGAAUACAUGUACAAACCAACCUUUGUUUUUCAGUGUUUUGAUAGUUUUUGAUCCCAGGACAAAGUGUUAAUAAUAUAGUUUGUCCUUUUUUCUAGAUGAUCUAAUUUGCUAUAUAUAUAUUAUAAAAUGUAAAGACUUCAAAGAUGUUUUAAACCACUUAGAAUUUUGUCUCUCAACCCCAUCUACAGGAAGAUGUUGUUAAUGAAAAGGAGGAUUCUCUGACCUUCGCAUUUCUCUCCCUAACACAAGUUAGUUCUCUUUUAGAGCAAGAUGUGAAUGGAGUACAAAGGUAUGCACAAUUAUUUUAUCUUUGUUAUUCUUAUAAGGUGUCAAACAUUUCACUAAAAAGAACUAUCAAAGCGGCAAUCAGAAAUGGGACCUCUUACAAACUCACUGUCAAGGUGCCCUAAACACACAGUUAAACACACUUCCAGACACACUGAUGGAAAAACAUGGGUAUGCAUUCCAAUCACACAGAUAAAUGCACAGGUAAUCUUUUAAAGACACACGGUUACAUUUUGACAGACAAAACGAUAAUCGUGUGUGGCAGAACUUACCACCAAUUUUAUGUUUUUUCCCCUCAUUUUACCCUUUUUCCGUUCGGGAGUACUGCAUAUGAACGAUAUCCAUUCAUCUCCCGAAUGAGGACCACCCCUGUCCCCCAUUAGAACGUUCACACCACCCCUGGGUGGUCCGCCAUUUUGUAUAACCGAAUGCACGUGGUCAACAAAAGAAUGGCGGCUAUCUUGUCUCUUGAACGUGGGCUGUAGUUGGUCGUCAAGUGCCUCAAACUCUUUUCAGCGAAGCAAUCACACAAACCCUGGUAAAGAUUAGACCGCUGUUUCCGACCGCCUAUGCGAACGACGUUCGGGAGAUAGGAACUGCUGAACAGGGGGAACAUUCGUAUCCUGAAAUGAGGAGAUUCCCUUGCAUGGUGUUCGCACAGGAACCCCCAAACAGAGACCGGCCAGGACACCUGUUUCCCUGGAACUGUUUUGGGCUACCGCCACGUGUCUGGGUAGUCAAAACUUUACCUUGAGGGCAUUCCCGCUUCACAGAACCGAUCUGAGUGAUCUUUGGAUAUGUUAUACACUCAGAUUGGGGCUAUCCAGGGAUGUACUUUUUGUGGGGUUCCUGAGUAUGAUGGGGGCACUUUUGGGGUACUGUAUAUUUUGUAUGGAUUUUCUGUACCUGAGAGAUAAUUUGAUUAUAUGUUUUUCUCACGCAAUUAUUUCUCAGGCACACAGGAUCCUGGGAUUGAAAACCCUGUAUUUGUGUGUUGGAGACCGCAUGUAGGGGUCUGGGCAUGAAAGCCGUGUGUAACCUGAAUAAAAUCAGUUGCCUCCCAGAACUAUGUUUCGUCUGGUUACUGGGGGAAUGGAUGGUUUUAAUGGUUCCAGAGUGAAGGAAUUAGCGAAGGUAACCAGUCGGGUUACCAGUGGUCUGCUACAAUCGUUAUCAGAUAAAGAUUGAAACGAGUAAUACUACAAACUGGCAGAUAUACUCACACUGCCAGAUAUCCACUCACUGGCUAAUAUUAAAGUUUAUGUUGAUUUUAACCAUCUAAUCCUUUGGGUACCAUUGGCUGCAAGAAGGUGAUUACCAUGGGGUCCAUGGGGGAAGCAGGCUGUCCCUUCAUUCACAUGCAGUUUUCUUUAUGUACUUGGAAUAAGUAAUCUGAUAUCACAUCUUCCAAGUGGUACUGCACAAGAAAGGGGGGCAUUUUUAUUUAGGGCCCACCCGUCUCUCAAAGGUGGGGGCCUGGGGGGAGGACAAUAGCCCCCCCUCGUUAUCAUUUAUGGCCCCCACCUGCCGCUCAGGGGUGGGGGCCGGGGGGAGGACAAUAGGUUCCCCCCCUCAUUUUCCUUUAUGGCCUCCACCCACCACUUGGGUGGGGGCAGUAGAUCCCAUCCCCCCCUCAUUUUCCUUUAUGGCCCACCCGGUGCUCAGGGGUGGGGGCCGGGGGGAGGACAAUAAGCCCCCUUAUUGUUAUUUAUGGCCCCCACCCAUCGCUCAGGAGUGGGGGCCCCCACCCGCUGCUCAGGGGUGGGGGUCUGUGGGAGGGGUACUAGGGUUUUUUUUUUUUUUUUAACAGUGAGCAGCCAGAGGCAUAGCGGUAUAGCGCGUAGGGGCAGAAUUUACUAAUACUAAGUAAUCUGGUAGUUAUCUACUAAUAUGCAGCCGCGGCACGAAUAGGAACGGAGUUUCAUUCAUUAGAACGAAAUUCCAAUAUGAACAAAUUCCUGAAUUGUGUCCUAACACGAAUGAACAAACUGUUCUCAUUCUGUUAGGACGCAAUUCGGCAGUUUUGCCGGCGUCCUGUCUAAAUGACAGGACAUUCAGGAAUACUGACAGGCAGCAUUGCAGGAACAGGGAGGAAAGCUUAGAAUUGUGGAAAAAUUUCUCUGACCACCGGAAGUGAAGCACACUUUGCUCAUCCGCUGGUCAGAGAUGGUCAGGCAUAGGAAACCUCCAUAAGACAAGUAGUCCCUACUUUGUUUUAUGUUUUAAAGAAAACUAGAGCAGACAGAAAGAAAUGAAGAACAGAUCCUGACAGAGGGAGAGAAGAGAAAUCGAUUAGAGAAAGGUAAGUUCGGCAUGACAGUGCCGCUUUAAAUACAAUGUAAAAGUACAGCAUGCAAAUUAUGAAGAAGUGCAAAUUUUAGGCCAAAAUAGCCAAACUUUAAAAAUCUUGCAACAUAUGCUUUUUAUUUAAUUAUUUAUUUUAAAAGAUAUUCUACUGCCCAAAUACCAGAAUAAAAAAAAUCACUAUUUAGUAGACAUAUCCCCAAUUAAUACAUGCAUGCAUUUAAUUAUGUAUUUUAUUCAUUGGUGUAUAUCUAUAAACAGCUUGCAAAAGCUGCAUCCUAUGUAAGCCCUUCCCUUCUUUUCCAGCCCAGAAUGUGGCUGUCCAAUCAUAGACUUCCCAUUGCAGCUUGAUGAGAAGUCCUUGCAAGGCAGGUGCAAUGGGCAUUUGCCUGCCUUAUGUGUUUAGCUCCACUGAGCUAAAGAGCUAAAGAAGCAGUACAGAUUGCCUGAUUGACAGCCAGUGCAGUGUAGCAAAGUUUAUUUAUAAAAAUACCAAUUUCAAUAGAAAUCUGCACUUUUUGAAAUGACAAAAAGUGGACACUCUCUUCGAACAUAAAGCACUUUAGCUUGCUGAAGUGCUUUAAGUUUUUGAGUGUUCUAUUACUGGCUAACAGGGUUAGUCAUUAAAAACAGGUGGAUAACAUACAUUUAUGGUAGGAUCUUGAAUUUAGUUGAAAUGAGACAAAAAUAUUGACCGAAACCUUUCAAUAACAUUGAAUCGAGGCCUUAAUUCACUAUAAAUUUGAGUUUUUACUGGAUAAUCCAGUGGGUGUUUUUCAUCAGGCCCAAACAUUAGAACAUUGCAAAGCCUCGAUUUUAUUCUGACGUUUAGACACAAUACAACCCAUAAUAAUUUAAAUAAUAAAUACACAUAAAGUGUCUCUUGAGUCACAUCCAUGAAAAAUAAAGUAUGAGCUGAUUGAUUGAUGAGUUAAAUGCAUACUGUUAAACAAAAGUGAAUAUUUUCUGACAUGUUUUAUUAUCUUUAACAUAAAUAUAUUAAACCGUAAAACAGUUGAUGUUCUUAAAUUUGUUCGCUGUAAUAUUUCCACCAGUUUAUCUUUUGUUUAAUGUAGCAUGUAUUUUAUUGCAUUAUCUUUCAAAUGCUAAAGUAUGACCUAAAAGCAACAAAAAAAAUAAGACAGAUCAGUUAAGAUACUUCUCAAGGAAGGGAUAUUGCAAUUUAAAAAUUAGAAAAUUGAUGGUAGCUGACAAUGAUUCUGCAAAAUAUGGUUAAAGUAGCAAUGACAAUACUUCUUAGGGGCUGUAAACCAAUACUUUCCAUUUAUGAUUUAUGGAUUUUUUCAUGCUGUGCUUCCAAGAUUUAUUAUCAGUCAUCCCAUUAUUAUAAUGUUAGAAUUAUUCAGUAGAUUUGUUUACUUAAAGUGGCUUUGUGUUUUUUUUAACCACUUUUUACAAAAUUGAUAUUUGUUUAGAAGUUACCUUAAACAUUGUCCUUGGUUUUUGGGUUGCAGUGCACUGGUGCCAAUUAUUGGGUGGUUCCAUUAAAGAGUUACUCCAAACACCAUGAUCACGUCAGUGAUUUUAAAGUGGUCAUGGUUCCUUAAGUCUUGAUGUUCAGCAUUAUGCAGUAUUGCAUAAAUUAUAUAAAAGUAGAAUUAACCCAACUUGAAAAUAUAGAGAAGAAAAGAAAAAAAAUUGAACCAGGGACAGGAAUAGGGAAAAGAAAGGAAGAGGAACUAAUAACAAACCCAGGAUAGAAGAAAAGGGUGCGGGGGGGAGCUAGGGGUAGAGUUGUUAAAAGAGAAUGUUAUGGUAGAGGUGAGUACUCAGUUUGUGUUGGAUAGGUAGGUUUGCCAGGUAUGCCUAAUGUUGGUGCAUUUCAAAAUUAGCUGGUAGUCCCUCCAGGGAACUAACAUAGCUAACCUAGGCUUGAGUGGAGGCUGAGCUUGAGUAUAGUAAUAGGAACCUAUCCCUCCAUUUAAAGAUAAUGACAGCCUGUAGGGGUGUCUGCUUUGCACCACUUGGUUGAAUGGGUGAAAAGACGGAGACGGCAUCUGAUUGGACACAAUUGUCAUGGGAGGAAUCAGAAUCCAGAAAGUGCUUUCUGGCACAUUUAACCCUGAUGAAGGUGCUACGUAGCACCGAAACACGUGUUGUCUUUUUAGUUAUUUUAUUUCUCUCACAGUUAUCACGUUAUGUGUGGGCUGAGGAUGUGUUCUUGGGAUAUAGUUUAGUGGUUGUGAAGCGAGUACAGGAUUAAGCUUGUAGUAAUUUUUAAUUUGUAACAUUUCUUCCUUGAUAAGUAGCCUAAUUGAUCUGUCUCUCUUUUAUUUUAUUUUUUUAUAUGCCUAGUGGCAACUGAGGUAUUAAGCAGCAUAGUGUCAGGCUCCCGCCUCGCGCACCAUAUGUCCCUCUAUCCCGAAGGAGAUGCUGUGCCAGAGUGCGACUGUACCGCCAGGCUGUCCACCAACGCCGGCUGCUCUUAGCUCUUCAUGGGACAGGCAGUGCCAUUUCUCAGGCACGGCACUUCAGAUGGAGGGACUGCCUGCUCUUUUUCAUGAUAGAGGGAUGGAGCACCAAAGUGGAUCUUAAGGCGCAUGCGUGCCGAAGCAAGGCCCUCUUAAAGAGACAGCAGGCGGGGACCAACACAGGGGAUGUACAUGAAGGUGGAGCUACAUUAAGUGGACAUACCUCCUCUCCCUAUUUAAACUCUUUGCACAGUUGUACUGUGCUCCUGUUGUGUUCAUACCUUCAGGGCCUGUCCUGUUUACUUCCUGAUAUUUGACUCCUGCUUGACUCCUGACUACGAUCCUGUGUCGUCUGUCCUGACCUUUGGCUUUUCUGAAUAUUCUUCAUCUGAUCCAUUUGUACUGCGUUCCUUAUUGUAAUUACUGCCUUUUCUGCAUGUUGGGCUUUAUCUACUAAACAGCACCCUAACACACAUAUGUGGCUAUUCAUUAAUAUAUAAUUUCUUUAGACAGACUAAUGGAAGGGAGCUGUUUCCCCUUGAUAUUAAGAAGAAUGCAGACUUUUCAGGGUUUUCAGUUGAUAUGAGAUUUAGUCUACUUGCCUUCUUCUUUAUAUAGCCAGGGACAGCAAGCAAGAUUAAGAUAAUUUUUUUAGUAGACCAGAGUGUUAGCCACUAUUAAUAUCAAGAGAUUGCUAUUAAUUAGCAAAUUCUGUUCCUUCUUUUUUGUAUCUGAAGCAAUAAGUAACAGCAAUAGGAAUACAAUGUAUCAGUGUUCUAAUUGGCUUGUGAUUAAUAAAGCUUUCUGUAGACAUUGAUACCUAGGUUACUUUUAAGCUGAUUUCAUAUUCUUGCCCAUUUUUACUUACUUUGUCUCCUCCUUCUACAGUGUAUAUACAUUUUGUUGAAUCUCCUUUAUUAUUUUGUGAGUUCUUGCUAUUAGGGUAGAAGCCCAGGGUAGUGCUGGCACUAUCCCCACUGACUAGUCACUACCAUCUAGAUGAUGUUAUAGUGUGGUGAUUUCAAAGUUAUUUCCUUUUUGAUUUCUUGACACAGCCAUCAACAAAAGUCCUCCGCAUUACCUCCAUGAGGUUGUGUCCUCAUAAUUUCACCUAUAGGUCAGCAUUCACCUAUAAUUACCCCCAACACAUUUUAUCCCCUGAGUGGAAUUUUGAUUUAGCAAUUAUGACACCUGGGAAGCUCAAUAGUAUAAUAAUAAUAACAUUUGGGCCACAAUACUAUCUCUCAGUUUAAAGCUAUUACCUUUAAAGCCAGGCAAAGUUGUUUGUAUACCCAAAUAAAAUGCAGGAUUUUGUUUCUGCAGAUCAACAAUAUUAUCCAGAACCUAAGCUAAUGGUAGGAAUUUAAACAGAUACAGUAUAAUAGGCAAAACCACCAUUUUGAAAGCAUAAAAAAGGCCCAACAACAAAAUAUAUCAGAGUGUUUCCAAGUUUUUAGCAAUCCUUUGAGUGAUGCAUACACAGAAAGGUAAUGUAUUGAAUAUAGAUCUUUUCUGCUUGAAUGAGCUUUUUCCCUAGGUAGCCCAUGGCGUGGACACAGAUCCUAAAUCUGAACGACUCCAUUAGUUAUGUAAUCAUGUCAUGAUUAACUCCUACAUUUAGGUCAGAACACUUAGAACGGUUCCAUAUGGCAUACACAUUAGGAAGUGAGACAAGGGCAGUUGAGUAUCAUCAAUGAUAAGGUUGAUGAUAUAGCAUCAUGGGCCACUUUUCAGGCAAGGAUAGGAGCUGAAUAGGGAGAUGGUCAAAUAAUAAUUGGGAAGUAGGAUUAAAGGGAAGGAAAUAAGGAGAUAGGAUGAGGAAUGUUUAGGUAGGAUUGGAUAGUUAAACAAGAAAAGCAUUGGAGAGCAAUAGACAAGAAGAGCAAUGGAUAUAGAUUGUAGGCAUAGAAGAACGAAUAGAAGCAUAAAAAUGGCUAAAAACAUUCAUACCUGAUAACUCUUUUUAGAAGUUGGGCAGAUCAACAAUUCCUUUCUUAAAAUACAUUAUAUUUAUGUGGACAAGAGCCUUCACAAUGCUCACCCUUAAACUGACUAUGGAUGAUUGGUAUUGUAGGUUCUGAUGUUGUCAGCCCAUUAAUGCAUUGAAAAACUGCACAAAAUUAACAUGGUUAAAGUUGAAUGAGAACUACCACUUUAGCUGCACUGUGAUGACUGGAAGCAGAGUAGGCUCCAGCCAUUGUUAAUAUAAUGUGAACGGUUUGCGCAACAUCAAUCUAACCUGGCAGCCAAGGAGAGUGGACUGGAAUGUGCAUGCGUGAACAAUGAUGACUUCACUCUACUAGUUAGUGGUGGCGCAAGACGCUGUUGAGUGAGCAUCUGUACUGUGUGGUCGUCGCAUUCAAAAUGACUGAGCGAGUAGAGCAACGAAUCUGCAUCAAACUUUGCGUUCUGCUUGAACAUCCCUUCAUGGAAACUAUUCGGAUGAUUCAGAAGGCUUUCGGUGACAAUGCAGUAAGUGCAGAACAAAUAAAAGUGGUUGAGUAUCUGUUGAAAGAUUUGGUGUCCUGCAACGUCUGGCUUUUCCAAAACUAAAAUAACUUUGGAAAGGGAAGAGAUUUCAGACAAUCGAUAAGAUUCAGGUAAAUAUGACAAAGCAGCAUAUGACGGCAUCAACAAAGGGUUUUACAGAGUGUUUUGAACAUUAUAAAAGACACUGGGAGAACUGUAUGGGUCCCAAAGUGCCUACUUUGAUGGGGAUAUGUACAAUGUUUCUUGUAUCGUGUCUUCUUCAAUAAAUGUCACUAUUUUUCAUGUUACAUGGCUGGAUACUUUCCAGACAGACCUCGUUUGUAUAUAACCACCUGAAAUCACCCGUUUAUACAAUGUGGAAAUAUAGAAAUAUAAAUAAAAUCAACUUAGCUUUAUAAAGCAACACAGCUUCAAGCUGGCAGCCACUUGCAAUCAAUCCAGAAUGCACAUACAUAUAUAUAACACACACACACAAAAUAGACAUGCUACACCACAACCUAAUAAAGCAAAUAAUCUUGCCUUGUUGCAAAGCCGCGUUGGAAAUAUAAAAUAAACAAAAAAGAAUGUGCCUUCAACUCCAGCGUUUAGUGUUUAAAGUGGUAUUAUCAAAACAUUUGGAUCUUAAUCAAGGACCUUGGAUCGACUGGGUCAAAACGUUGAUAUUUUUUCACACAGAUGACAUUGUUUUGAUAAUACCACAUUAAACACUAAACACUGGAUUUGGAGACCUUUGAGUGCACUCUCAUAUUUGUUUUUUUUUAUGCACUCAUCUGAACAUGCAUACAUUAUAGGGUGCUGCUGGAGCCAAUUAAUACAACAUAUAAUAUCCAGCGCACUCGCUUAUUCACUAAACAGUAAUUUCAGAUACCACAGAAUGUAAUAGUUGUAUUUAAAAACACCUCAUCUAGGCAAAAAAUAUUGGGGGUUUAGUUACAAUAUAUGAUCAUACAUUGCAUAAGCCUGCCACAACGUCAAUGUACCCCAUUCUUGGCAGGGCCUACUCCCAGUGGCAUCCUAUAAUGUAUACAUGUUCAUGUGAGUGCAGACUAGUGUGAUAUUGUUACAAACAAAACAUAUGGCACUCUUAUUAGUAGCACUCACAAUAGUGAUGUUUACAAUCGCCUUUAAGGUGCCUCCCUGAUGGUGAUGGGGACCAACAGCUUUCUCCUUUCUUGGAGUCACCUCAUUCUGGAACGGAAGCAGUAAAUUAAUUUAGUGGCAAAAAAACGUGUAUAAUUAAAACAAGUCUGAAUAAAACCAACAAACAAAUUUAAAAAAAAACAACAACAAAAAGUACUACUUGCUUAUAGCAGUAGAAAGAGGGAAGUGCUCAUGCCAUUGUACAGAACACUGGUGAGACCGCACUUGGAUUAUUGUACGCAGUACUGGAGACUGUAUCUUCAGAAGGAUAUUGAUACUUUAGAGAGGGUUCAGAGAAGGGCUACUGAACUGGUUCAUGGAUUGCAGGAUAAAACUUACCAGGAAAGGUUAAAGGAUCUUAACAUGUAUAGCUUGGAGGAAAGACGAGAGGGGGGAUAUGAUAGAAACAUUUAAAUACACAAAGGGAAUCAACACAGUAAAGGAGGAGACUAUAUUUAAGAGAAGAAAAACUACCACAACAAGAGGACAUAGUCUUAAAUUAGAGGGACAAAGGUUUAAAAAUAAUAUCAGGAAGUAUUACUUUACUGAGAGGGUAGUGGAUGCCUUCCAGCUGAAGUGGUAGAGGUUAACACAGUAAAGGAGUUUAAGCAUGCGUGGGAUAGGCAUAAGGCUAUCCUAACUAAGAUAAGGCCAGGGACUAAUGAAAGUAUUUAGAAAAUUGGGCAGACUAGAUGGGCCGAAUGGUUCUUAUCUGCCGUCACAUUCUAUGUUUCUAUGUUGUUUCGUUUAUAUAGAACAGGGAUAGGCAACCUUCAGCACUCCAAUUGUUUUGGACUACAUCCCCCAUAAUGCUCUUACAGCCAUAAUGCUGUCAAAGCGCCAAGGGAGAUGUAGUCCACAACAUCUGGGGUGCUGAAGAUUGCCUAUCCCUGAUAUAGAGCUUACUCAGUGACGCCCUAUAAAAGGAUGUUGGGGGAUGGAUUAGGCUGCUCUUUGCAUUUAUUGUUGAUUUUAACAUUUUAUGCUAUAUAUUGUAUACUUUUUAUAGAUAUUCAGCUGUAUCCAAACUUUAUGUAUAUAUAUAUAUGCUCCAGGAAAGUGUCAAUCCUUUCAAAAAUGAUUUGGCAAGUUAUCAUGAUACAACACCAGGUGACUCUUGUCACUAUAACCACUACAAGGAGCUGUACUGCUAUUUGUAUUUAGAGUGUUUUUUCUUUUUUUUAACACAAAUUGUCCCUUACAUGUUUACACCCAAGGAAAUAGGGAUACAUACUUAUUCUUUUCAUAGAUUUAUUUAUGUCAUUGAUUUACAAAAUCGGAAUUGCUUGUAAAAUGAUUAGAUAUUUUAACAGUAUGAAUUACUAUAGAAAAAGUGAUUGUUCGUGUUGUAUAUCUAUUGCUGUUUACGCAAGAAACAUCUGCAUUAAGAUUUUCAUGAUGAUGUAUCUGUUUAUGCUAUAUUUAGAAAUUCUGCAUUAUGCUGUGCUGAAGCAAAUUAUAAAAAUAAACAAUUUAUCAUGGCAUAUGUUACACUUUUUUUUUUUUGGGCUGUUUGUUCACCUGCGUUGUACAAGAUGUAGAUGGUACAAAUGAUGCUGUUAUGUGUCAAGAUUCUAACACAAACUGACUUAAUAGGUCGUCAUGCAUGAUAAUGCAAUAACCCUUCAAUAACAUAUAUUUUCUUGUAGCGGGAAAAUGUUAACAUCUGUAGGAAGUUCUGAAAUAUUUCCCUGGGAGAUCUUAAUGUUCUGCAUAAUAAUAUAAAAACUAUGGUUUAUAAAAUAUACAUGGUAAUGCAUUUUGUCUGCUAUAAAACCAAUUUUUUUUUUGUUUUUCUAACACUCCCUGCAUGGAAAAUCAUACAUCUUUCUGAUUUUGUAUUGUUUGUGGCUGAUAUUAUUUAAACCUCAGUAGUGUUAAAUAUUAUUGCUUUAUAGGAACAUUUAGAAGAAUUUGGUAACCACUACUAGCAUAAAUGUCUUGUACAUAUUUCUUGUUUAUUUCUCUUUGUUAAUACCGUGCAGAAUAUGUUAGAAUUUUUUAAUUAAGUAAUAAAAUCAAUAUGAAUCAAAAACUGCAUAUUUGGGGAUGUGACAUAAUUUAACUAAAAGGUACAGUAACUUGUGAUGAGAUAAAGCAGAUAUAGUACUUAUAGUGUCUCUUUAAAGGGACACUAUAGUCACCAAAACAUCUUUAGCUUACUAUAGCAGUUAUGGUGUAUAGAUCAUGGCUCUUAAAUCUCACUGCUCAAUUAUCUACCAUUUAGGAGUUAAAUCACAUUUGUUUCUGUCUAUUCAGCUCUAGCCACACAUACCCUGGCUGUGAGUGACACAGUCUGCAUGAAAAAAUGGUUUCAUUUUCAAUCAGAUGUUAACUUACUUUAGAAGUCAGUAUCUCCUACCCUAUAAACAUACAGAAGGCUACUGCAAGGUCUAGCAAGCUAUUAACAGUGCAGGAGAUGUCAUUCUACUUUAACCCCUUAAGGACACAUGAUGGAAAUAUUCUGUCAUGAUUCCAUGUUAUUCCAGAAGUUGUGUCCUUAAGGAGUUAAACAAAACUUGCACAAAGGAAGGGUAAACAUUAGAUCUCACUUUAAGUGUUCAUGCAAGCAGGGGAAUGUGACUAGGGCUGCAUAAACAGUGUGAUUUAACUUCUAAAUGACAUAGAUUUGAAUAGUAUGACUGCAGAGUAUGCUUUAUACACCAAAACUGUUUCAUAAAGCUAAAGUUGUUUUGGUGACUAUAGUAUGUCUUUAAGUCUCAAUGUAUAUUUAUUGUGGUGCUUUAAAGGAGGAAGCAUGACAAAGUCACAGUUAAAGUACUGCAUAUCCAAGUGGGCAGUAUAUGUGUAGAUCAAAAAGUAAUUUUUCUUUAUGUUGGUAUACGUCCGUUGCCAGAUGUAGUAAGCUCUUUAGCAAGAAAAACUACAAUUUAUUUUUCUAUUGAUUUUGAAUUUUUUGUUACUAAACACUUUUGGAAGCACAAAUAUUUUGAGAUAUGAGUAUAUGCUCAGUGCAUGCCUAUCCGUAUUCACAGAUUAAUUGUCCAACCUCACAUUUCUUAUUUACAGCAAAAUGGAAGAGAUCCUUAACUUUAGUGAGUGCCAAACAAAUCUAAAGGAAGCUGUACUAGUGGACUAUUAUGUAUCUGGAUUCUGGUGGGGAAAAGAGAGAAAUUUUACAUCCCUACAGCUAGCAGGGUUCAUGGAGUUACUACAUAAUCUAAUGGACAAUCUUGAAAGUAAGUAGAUGAUCAAUGGACAAAACAGACAAACAAAAGCAAAUGCUAGUUCUGUAUGUAUAAGUGUAUCUUCCUGACAUUAAUAUCCUUGUUUAUGGUCAAAGUCACCAACACGAAAAUCUAAGAUGUUAAAGAGAAUGGCCAGUAUUACUGGUUCUUAGAGUGGGCCAGGCUUGUGGAAUGUUAGAGUCACCUAGACCUUUUAAUCUCAGUGAAGUGGUCUGGGUGCAGUGACCCUAUCCUCCUAACCCUGCAAUGUAAAACAUUGCAUUUUUUUCUUCAGUAGAGGCACUUCCGUGGCACUGACAGAGUAAAACAGGUGUGUUCAGAGGCGCUUCCGUGGCACUGACAAAAUACAACAGGUGUGUUCCGUCGACGGGCCACAUGCAGCCCUGAGACGCUUGUCAUCUAGUUGCCAUCUAGGUGGUGAGGGAGGUAGGGGCCAAUUACUUACUGUGCACUCGCUGCACAGCUCCCCCGCGCCCUGCAGUGAGCCGGAACCUGGAAUAUGAUGUCAUCCCGGCAUCGGCAUCGCUACAGGCCGCACAAGGGACCUGUGCAGAAAGAGCACAGAGAUCCCAGAACCAAACACUGGCCACCAGGGAGAGGAUCCACUCCAGCCCUCCCAGAGCAAGGUAGAGGGCCUAGGUGGACCUCUUAAUAACUAAAUGUGUGUAUGAAUAUGAUUAUGAUUUUAUGUGUGUGUAUAAAUAAGUAAUUAUGUGUGGGUCUGUGAUUGUGUGUGUAUGUAUGUGAUUGUGUGUAUAGGUCUGUGGUUGUGUGUGUGGGUCUUUGAUUUUGUUUGUAUGUCUGUGUGUGUAUAUCUGUUAUUAUGUGGGUGUGUGUAUGUCUGUGAUUGUGUGUGUAUAUCGAUGAUUAUAUGUUUAAGUGUAUGGAUGUGGGUGGGUCUGUAUGUGUUUGUGUGGGUCUGUGAUUCUGUGUGUGUGUGUAUGUAUAUCUUUGUGUUUAGGUCUGUGAUAGUGUGUGUCUGGGUCUGUGAUUGCGUGUUUAUGUGUGUGUGUAUGUAUGUGAUUGUGUGUAUAUGUCUUUGAUUGUAUGUAUGUGUGGGUCUGUGAUUGUGUGUAAUUAUGUGUAUGUGUGUGUGAUUAUGUAUAUGUGUGUGUAUGUCUGUGUAUAUAUCUGUGGUUAUGUGUGCAUGUGCGUGUUUAUUAGAUAGCUACCUAGUUUGGUAACCUUAAAUAUGGCAAUCCCACAUAAGGAUAACAAAUAAGUGAGUUCUCUAUGAAACAAUUGAAAUAUAAAAAUUAAGAAAAGGGCUUUUAAAGUUUUAUUACUUAUAUACAUUAACUAUAUUAUAUAUUUGAUGUGUGGCCCAAGACAAUUCCUCUUCACUAAAUGCAGCCCAGGGAAGCCAAAAAGUUGGGCACCCGUAGAGUAAAACUUGGCCACAUGAUUGAUUCAAUGCUUUUCCAUGGGAGAUUUUAAAUGUGAUUGCAGCUCAUGCAUGUUAGGUCCCCUAACAUGCUUCUCUAUGAGGAGAAUUGGAUUGGACAUCGGCAGAGGAGGCCAUGCCUCCUCCGUCACGUUGUGGGAGUCGGAGAAGUAAGUGGUGCUGAGGGAGCCUCGGUACUAAAAAAAAAGGUAAAUAAAACUUUAUUUUAUUACUCUUAUACUGCAAGUAGUUGGCAAAACAAGGGGGAUGGAGUAGCAACAGGGACACUAUAGCAUUAUGAUUAAAGAUUUGUAUUCCUAACGCUAUAGUAUUCCUUUAACAUAUAAGACAGAUCAAGAAUGGUCAAAUAACAAACUGAAGUCAAAGGAGUACAUAGUACCCAAAGGAUGAGUAAGCAAGCCAAGGUCAUGAUAGGAGAGAUCAUAUUAGUCAAUAUGCAAGCCAAUGUUAGAAAUCAGAAUAGUAAAUGACACAUACUAGUGCACUUUUGGGCUACAAGAGACCACGACAGGGCACUAAUCUCUUAAAGUAUAUAUAGGCCGCCUAGCAUCUUAUAUCAUCAGUAUGGGGCCAAAAGGAAUGUUUCUCAUCAUUCUUGAUGCUGAAAUGGUGAACGGCUUUGCAUCUAGCAAGAAACUAACGCUGGUGUGAGGAGGGUACACUGACAAUUAUCAAGCUAGUGACAGAUUGUCUAAGUGACUGUGAACAUUCUGGAUAUGUGACAUUUCCAAGAGUUGUGUAACAGAACUCUCUGGGUUUUUACGUGCAACAAUUUUUAAAACCAUUCUUCAGAGCCAAAAAAGUCGUUAUUGGACCAGCUUUAAAAAUCCCUAAAAUUUUGAAGUAGUUAACUCAUUGUAUACUAUUUUAAGUAAAACAAUGUUUGCUCUGUUGCUCCAAGUGGGAGGGCUUAAAAUAUUGUGAAAUUAUGAUGAAUUAUAAUGAAUCGAGACAGAUGGUUUAUCACCAUUUAUGAUUUAGUAACAUUAAGCAUAAAAUCUUGUUAAAUACUGUAACAAAUAACAUUGUAACCCUUUUCAGAAAUAUAUGAGGUUUGCUGAUUAUAUAUCAAAACAAUUACUUUUUUCUGUUGAGGUGAGAGGAAUGUUAGAAAUUGCUUCAACCGUGGUUUGAAACAACCAUUGCAGUUCAGCAAACUGGAUUAUUCCACAGUAGACCAUUUUAGUCUUCAAGUUCAUCAGACAUCCCAUUCCACAGACUUCAAAAUAGUGCCUAUCACCAAUUAACUGCCCAUUAUACAACAAAUAAAAGAUUGAGAUUACGUAUGUUGUGCGUAUGAUAACAAAUGUUGGCUUGGCCUUGUAUUUCAGGUUGCUGUGUUUGAGUUGGACCAAGAGUUCUAGAUAACAAUUUUCCACCCCCGUAGAACUUCCUUCUGCUGUAAACCAAGUACACUGUGUGGUAUAAAACAGAUUGCAACCUUAUAAGCACAAUUUUAUACCUCCAAUAUUUUUCCAAUUGAAGCUACAAUUAGCUACAGGGUUACUACACAACAUUCGUUAAUAAAUUAUUCAGAACUUGUGUCACCUGUUCUGCAAGUAAGCUGUUUCUUUAUUUCUUUAACUUAAACAUGUACUCAUUAUUAACUAAAAAAGAUUUAAUACUUAAUAUACUUAAUAAAAUAUAUGUAUGUUUGUUUUUUAUUUGGUUUGAUAUUGAUUUUUGUUUUGGCCUUCAAAAAGCACAAUUGAUGACUAACAAGCAGAUUUUUCUGACUCCCCAUGGUGCAGGGCGAGAUUUACAUAUUACAUGACUCUAGGUAUAUAUAUAACUAUAACUAUAAUAUAUAUAUAUAUAUAUAUAUAUAUAGGAAAAUGCAGAUAAAGUGAGGUUAGUUAAUUUAUUAAAUGGACAUUGAAGGCAUAAAAAUAAGUUAAAGCAUAUUUCCAUAUGCUUUAACUGAAUUUUAGACUAGACUAGAGUGGGGUUCAAUUUAGUAUUUGGUUACAGGGGUGUUUAGAAUUAAGUUUAGCAAUAUAGUUGUAUAAGAUUGAGUAUUGGGGUGUAUUGGGUGUUUAGUUUUUAGAGUUUUAUUUUCAGGUUUAGAUUUUGAGAAUUUGUGACUAAGGAAAUGUUUUUUUAUUUAGGCUUUGGGAAGGGUUAAAUUUAGCUCUUUCCCAUGUAUGUUUUCUGUAGUUCUGUCAGCCUCCUAUGAUUGAUUGUUGAGCUGCAGUGGAUGAUAUACAGUUUGCAUCACUGAGUUUAUUGUCCCUGCUCCUCUUGCAAGUAUUUUCCUGUUUGAAAGACUGUUAUUGGACAAAUGGGAAGUUUUCCCUUCCAUUACUGUCCAGUCUCACACACAGACACUGGGGAAGCUGGGGCAGAACUGAGUAUUAUACAUUCUAUAACAGUCCCUGCAGCUUUCUGUGAUCAAGUACAGGAGGUUGACUGGACUACUUAUGAAACUUGCCAAUGCUCCUGGUAUUUAUCUCUCCACUAGCCUAAUUAAGCUCUAAAAAAGGCACAUUACCAGUCCUGAAAACAGGCACCCCCAAAAGGACAUGUACCUACUCUACCUAUUGGGAAAUCUAGCCUUGCAUGGCAGUACUUUCGGCUGAAUUUGGAAUGGCUGAAAUUGUAGAAAAUAGAGGUUACUUUAGUCAGCCAUAGAGCUAUAAGGGCUGAACAAAUCGAGUAUACUGUAAAAAGAAUGAGUAUUUUCAUAGAAUCAUGAGAUGACAAACAUCUAAUGUAUAAGAAUCUGUUUUUAUCUUAAGAGCAAGAAUUCGGGAGUUGGGGAUACUUCAUAUUUUUUUUUAUUGUAUAUUCACUGUAAUAUCCAAUACGAUGUGUUUUUUUCUCUGACUCUGCCUCUUCCCCCCCAACCACUGUCUGUUGACGUCUCCCAAGGUUCUGUCCUUGGUCCCCUACUGUUCUCUAUCUAUACUGCCUGUGGCAAACUCCCCCUUUUAGCUGCAUUUGCCACGAGUUUUUGGAGGGGACUACUUGCCAGCCUUUUAUCCUGUGUGACUAUGGCCCCUUUAAGUUACUGUGGUUAAAUAUGCUAUUUAUGCCUGUUUGGGAUUUUAAACAAUUGUUCUUUAAACUUUCAAAGUGGUUGAAGUGGAAUUUUAAACAACCGAACAGCCGGACCACACACAAGUGGAGUGUGCAGCCAAUUUACCUCCCAGGCUGGGAGUUAACUGCAGCCAAAAUGACUAACGGCUGGGUGGUCACCGUUCAUAUAGUCGAACACAUGGGGGUGGGCAUCUUGUUUAGUCGAACGUGUUUAGCGGUGUUUUGUCGUCGAGUUCAUAGAACUCAAAUUGGACACGCGACAGCACGAACACCGCUGAACUUUACCUUCUCCGGAACUACAAGGGAUUGCUAUGCUCUUCAUAAUCCCUUGAAUAAUCACUAAGCUCUUGUAAGAGCUUGUUCCUGUUCCUGCUUCACUCUCUGGGGAAAGAGAGGAUCACCCACUGGAACCUGGAGCCUUGUGGUAGGUCCAGGGUGGGUAGGCGACUGCGAGACUCCAACCAAGCAUCGGCGGUUUGUGGGGUCUGCAGUGCUUAUGGUGUCAAGUGGAGUGCUUGGAGCCCUCGGGAAGCACUAAGAGCAUCUGUCAACGGACGUACCCAGUCGGGGGGCCAGGCGAUCCGUUACACUGCCUCCCUUGGUAAACUCUUUAGCUUCCGUUAUCAUUUCUAUGCAGAUGACAAGCAAAUCUACCUGUCUUCUCCUAAUCUCUCUCCGCCCAUCUUGACUUGUGUCUCUGACUGCCUCUGCUAUUUCUAACUGGAUGGCUGCCCACUUCCUUAAACUUAACUUGACCAAAACUGAAAUUCUAGUCUUUCCUCCCUCAAGUGUUGCUACUCCUGUGUCUCCCUCCCUCCAAGUCAAUGGUGCUACCAUCAGCUCCACCACGCAGGCUAGGUGUUCUCUUUGACUCCAACCUCUCCUUCACGCCUCAUGUUCAGUCUAUCGCCAAAUCCUGUCGUUUCCAUCUCAAAAACAUUGUGUGCAUCCGCCCCUAUUUAUUGCUGGAUGCGGCUAUGGUGCUGGUCCAUGCUGUUGUUCUCUCUCGCCUUGACUACUGCAAUCCCCUUCUCAGUGGUCUUACGUGUUCCCAGAUUGCACCGCUGCAAUUUAUAAUGAAUGCGGCGGUGAGGCUCAUUUUCCUGUCCACUCGCACCCCCCACGCCUCCCCACUCUGACAGUCCCUGCAUUGGCUUCCAGUUAGAUAUAGGGCUCAAUUUAAAAUUCUGGUGCUUGCUUACAAAUCCCUACAUAAUGCUCCUCCAACCUACCUAUACUCCCUGAUAUGCAGGUACAUCCCGUCGAGGCCCCUGCGCUCUGCUAAAGACCUAUGUCUAUCCUCUAUCCGUAUUCCCACCUCUGAUGCUCGCCUCUAAGAUUUCUCCAGGGCUGCACCUCUUCUGUGGAACUCCCUUCCCUUCUCUGUAAGACUUUCACCCAGUCUCCACUCAUUCAAAAAUCAUUGAAAGCAUAUCAAUUAAACUCUUAGCAGGAUUUUAUACCACACCCCCCAUGACUCCUCUCCUGCAACUGUCAAAAAAUUACCUACUAAGCCCUCUGUGAAUACUUUUCUAACAACCUACUUCGUAUCCCUACUUUUACCCUUUGUGUCACUAUACCCCACCCCCUCUAGAAUGUAAGCUCAUUGACCAGGGCCCUCCACCCCCUCCGUUCCUGUGCGUCCAGUUAUCUGGUUACAAUUACAUGUCUGUUAGUCCACCCGUUGUACAGUGCUACGGAAUCUGAUGGCGCUAUAUAAAUAAUAAAAUAAUAAUAAUUGUUUUGUUGAAUAUUUUGAACUCAUUGAUUACAGCCUUGAUAAAAAUGUUUAAACUAAAAAGGUUUGAUCUAUUCAAAGGCACCAUUUGGAGCUUGUAUAGAAAAACAUUAGGGUCAAUUCACAAAUGCCCUGAAAAAGCAAUUAAAUGCCAUUCUUGAAAAAUAUAAUUUCCUGUAUUUUGGAAGAACCUUUCUUAAAUGUCUAGACAAUUUGCAGUUUUUCUAUAGAAUACUAUACUUAAGUUUAAGAAAAAAUGUAAAGAUUUAAAUACGGUGAAGCAACAUGCAUUUGUAUAUUCUACAAGAAAUGGCCCUCUUGUAAAGGUGAAACUAGAAAUACAAGUUAUAUAUUUUUUUAAACAUUUUAUGCAUAGCUUGCACAGAAAGUUAGACAAAUCAGCAUUUUUGUGUGUUGAUUCUGUUCAAAUAUACUUAACUUAAAUGUUGUACAAAUACAGAAAUAAUACAGAAACAUUGUAUGGAAAUAUUGCUUUCUAGCAAUGAGGAGGAUUGCUUGUUUUGCAAUAAGACUUAAAGCUUCUUAAACAAUAGCAUAGAAACACAAAUACUACUUUGGAACAUUCAGCUAAUGUGGUCAAAAUGCAAAUAUAUAUUUCUAUAUCUAUUUUUUACAUUCACAAGAAAUAAACUGAAAUUUUAAUAACUGCACCAUAUGUGCACUACAUAAUUUUAGUUUUUAUCUUUCAAUUAAAAUGUAAUUCACAGUUAUUGAAUAUUUUUGACAUAUUUUUUUUUCCAAUAUGGAAUAUGGAAUCACUGUUCCGCUUGUAUAACACAUAUUUUGUCUUUGUAAGAGUUGGUUUUAUUCAUUUCCAUCAUGAAAUGAUCAGUGGUAAAGCUAGUCUGUUAUAUUUUAGAAUCACCUUUUCUUCUCAUUUCAGCACGGCAUGUGACACUUGAAGAGAACUUAAUAGAACUGUCAAGAACCAUGACUGGCAUAGGAAAAAGUCACCUUACUAGAAAAGGAAGCCUUAAUUUCUUCACUGUUGAACAAGCUAAAGAUAUCAUCGACUACUUGAAAAUCAGGUACUGUAUAUUUCUUAUAUUUCUGAAUAAUCUUGAUAACUUCAGACGUCCGUUGUUCAGAAAAGACCGUAUUUUUCAGGCUUUGAAGCUAAACAUACCCCAAUAUAAAAUGUCUUUUAAAUUAGGGAAAUUCUCAGCACCUGCAAAUCUGUAGGUAGAGUGCUACAACUUCUUAAUAUUAAAGGGACACUGUAGUCACCAAAACACCUUUAGCUUAAUGAAGAAGUUUUGGUGUAUAUAUCAUGCCCCUGCAGUCUCACUGCUGAAUUCUCUGCCAUUUAGGCUUUUUUUUUCUCAUUCAUAAUUUUUAUUGAAUUUGAUAAAACAAAGGGAUGUGGGAUACAGAAAUAGAAAAAGAGAGGGGGAGGGUAAUGGGUAACAUCAUGAUACCAUUUAACAUUUUGUACAAUAUUGUUUAAAUCUCAUAUACAUAGUAUGUAUAUUGUAUGUGAUGAUAGCGAGGUCUCAUGUGAAGGUAACUGGGUGGUCCCUCUUUCAACAAAUAGUGAGUUCGGUGUUAGUGGUUGGGUAUUGGCAGAGGGAGGGGGGUAGGGUGGGUAACCCGGGGGUUUACAACAUUUCCUGUCAAUCUAUGAUAACUUUUCGUGUAACAUUGUACGUACGUCAUCAUAUGUGGUGUCACCUAGUUGUCUUGUGGGUGUGGUUCGACAUGUGUGAAGCCUCCUGUGUAUCUCCUCUGUGCGUGUGUGCACCUUUAUUUUGGGGUUUGGGGGUGCUGCUUGGUCUUCCCAAGUGAGUUUUGUCGGUCGUCACUGUGUGGUGUAUAUGUCGAACCAUGGUUCCCAUGCCUCUUGAUGUUUUUGUGAUUGUUUAGUGGAAGUAGUGGACAUUCGUUCAUAAAUAUGGUAUUGGUGGAUUUUGUCCAUUAGUUGUUGUCUGGUGGGGCAGGUGGUCUGUUUCCACCUGUUCGCUAUGAGGUUUCUUGCUGCUAGUAUGAUUAUCAUCACCACUUGUUUACAGGGUUUGGUCAUGGAGGUGGGAAGAAACAGAAAUAAGCUGACUAAGGGGUCGAGGGUAAUAUUAUUGAUAUUUAACGACUUGAGGAUGCCUUUAACAUGGCCCCAGAGGGGUGCCAAGACUGGGCACUCCCACCAGAUGUGAAUCAUUGUGCCUUUUGCUUCUCUGCAUCUCCAGCAUUCUGCUGGAACUGUUGGGUAGAUCUUGUGUAAUUUGCUAGGUGUUAAGUACCAUCUAUAGACCAGCUUCCUAUGAGCUUCUAUGUGUGAGUAGCAAUUGGUAAUACCUUUGAGUGCGUUGAGGGAUUUUAACCAGUCAUUACCAGAUGGCGAGGAUGUGUAUUCUGUUUGCCAUUGUUGUACAUAGGUAGGGGAUUUUGCGUCGGUAUUGCUCAACAGUAUGUUAUAACAUAGAGAUAAUGUCUUGGGUUUUGUGGGUGAAAGCCAGCAGCGAUCAUAUAUAGGGUCUAAUGGGUAGGGGUUGGAGAGUGCUAUAUCAGAUUUUGUGAGUAUUUCGUAGGUGGCAAUGCUUUUUAGUUGGAGGUACUGGAAGAUGGAGGAGUUAGGUAGUUCGUAUUUUUGUUGGAGGUCAGGGAAAGACACGAGCUGUUGGUUUUGGUACGUGUCUGCUAUGUGUUUAAUGCCAUGCUUUUACCAGGAAUUCAUCGUCAACCCCGAGGCUAAGAAGUUCAGAGGUGUUAUUGGGGCUCGUGGGUGGAACUUGUUGAUUUUUUGUUUUGUGUGGUGUAAGGAUUCCCAUUGUUUAAUAGUAAGAACCGAGGUAUUGAACAAGUGAGGCAUGCUUGGUCUAAUUUGUGCAGGUGUCCAUAGUAUCGUUACCAGGGAGUUUCCAGGUGCCCUAGCAUGUUCCAUGUCCGCCCAUUGGAAAGUCCCCUUGGGGCGUGAAGUUUAAUCGCAGCCUCCAGGAGGGACGCCUUAUGAUAUUUAGAUACAUCUGGGAAUCCCAAUCCACCUUGUUCUGGACGUUUCUGGAGGAGUGACAUAGAUAGACGUGGUCUGUGUGACUCCCAGACGAAGGAGGAGAUUUUGGAUUGAAGAUGCUUGUAAAACAUCGGUUUGACGUAAAUCGGCAGCAUCCUAAAUUUGUAGAGAAGUUUAGGGAGAAGCAUCAUCUUUACUGAAUUAAUUCUUCCAAGUCAGGAGAGCUUUACCGCUUUCCAUUGUUGGAUGUGCGUUUUGCAUAGAGGUAUUAGCGGUUUAAAGUUCAGGUCAAAUGCGUAUGUGGGGGUAGGGCCGAGUUUUACUCCUAGGUAAGUGAUGUCGGUAGUUCUCCAAUCAAAGGUGUGGGAUCGUUUAAGCUGUGUUUUCAAUGAGCUUGGUAGGUUUAUUGGGAGAACUUGUGUCUUGCCUUGAUUAAGCUUAUAGUAGGAUAGUUGUCCAUAUUGGUGAAGUAGGUCUAUUAGCACCGGGACUGACUUUUCAGGUUCUUUUACUGUGAGCAGGAUAUCGUCUGCGAACAUGGAGAGGCAAAAUGUGCGGUUUCCUAUGUCUAUACCUUUGAUCAUGUCAUGUUGCCUAAUUUUAGCUGCUAAAGGUUAUAGGGAUAGGAUAUACAGUAGUGGUGAUAGGGGGCACCCUUGUCUGGUUCCGUUGGUGAUGUGAAAAGGUGUGGAAAGAAAGCCAGAGUUGGAUACUCUUGCUUGUGGGUCAUUGUAAAGGACCAUGAUGCCUGCGACAAGGUCAUCUGGGAAACCGAAUUUGCGGAGGACUUGUUGCAUAUAUUCCCAGUUGACCCUAUCGAAGGCCUUUUCCGCAUCCAGUGCUAGGAUUAGUCCUCGGGUGCGUGUUUCAUGCAUGUGUGCCAGUAUAUUCUGUCUUCAUGUGUGCCAGUAAAUAUCGUGCAAAAGUUCAUUUAUUUCAGUAAUGCAACAUAAAAAGGGAAACUAAUAUAUGAAAUAGACGCAUUACAUGCAAAGCAAGAUAGUUCAAGCCGUGAUUUGUCAUAAGUGCGAUGAUUAUGGCUUACAGCUCAUGAAAACCCCAAAUCCACAAUCUCAGUAAAUUAGAAUAUUACAUGCAAUCAAUAAAACAAGGAGUGUACAUAGAAUAAUAUCGGACCUCUGAAAAAUAUAAGCAUGCAUAUGAACUCAGUACUUGGUUUGGGCCCCUUUUGCAGCAAUUACUGCCUCAAUGCAGCGUGGCAUGGAAGCUAUCAGCCUGUGGCACUGCUGAGGUGUUAUGGAAGACCAGGAUGCUUCAAUAGUGGCCUUCAGCAUUGUUCAGUCUCAUGUCUCUCAUCUUUCUCUUGGCAAUGCCCCAUAGAUUCUCUAUGCGGUUCAGGUCAGGCGAGUUUGCUGGCCAAUCAAGCACAGUAAUCCCACAGUCAUUGAACCAGGCUUUGAUGCUUUUGGCAGUGUGGGCAGGUGCCAUGUCCUGCUGGAAAAUGAAGUCAGCAUCCCCAUAAAGUUUGUCUGCGGAAGGAAGCAUGAAGUGCUCCAAAAUCUCCUGGUAGACGGCUGCGUUGACCCUGGACUUGAAGCACAGUGGACCAACACCAGCAGAUGAUAUGGCUCCCCAAAUCAACAUAGACUGUGGAAACCUCACACUGGACUUCAAGCAUCUUGCAGUGUGUGCCUCUCCAUUCUUCCUCCAGACUCUGGGUCCUUGGUUUCCAAAUAAUAUGCAAAAGUUGCAAAAGUGGACUUUGGACCACUAAGCAACAGACCAGGUAUGUUUUUCUUUAGCCCAGGUAAGAUGCGUCUGACGUUGUUUGUUGUUCAGGAUCGGCUUGACAAGAGGAAUACGACAUGAAGCCCAUGUCCAGGAUCCAUCUGUGUCUGGUGGCUCUUGAUGCACUGACUCCAGCCUCAGUCCACUCCUUGUGAAAGUCCCCAACACUUUUGAAUGGCCCUUUCCUGACAAUCCUCUCCAGGCUGCGAUCAUCCCUGCUGCUUGUGCACCUUUUUCUUCCACACUUUUCCCUUCCACAUUACUUUCUUUUAAUGUGCUUUGAUACAGCACUUUGGGAACAUCCAACUUCCUUUGCAAUUACCUUUUGAGGCUUUCCCUCCUUAUGGAGGGUGUCAAUGAUGGUUUUCUGCACAACUGUCAGGUCAGCAGUCUUCACCAUGAUUGUGAUUCCUACUGAACCAGACUGAGAGACUAUUUAAAGGCUCAGAAACCCUCUGCAGGUGUUAUGGCUUACAUAGCUGAUUAGAGUAGGACACUUUGAGCCUAGAAUAUUGCACAUUUUCACAAUAUUCUAAUUUCCUGAGAUUGUGGAUUUAGGGUUUUCAUGAGCUGUAAGCCAUAAUCAUCGCACUUAUGACAAAUCACGGCUUGAACUAUCUUUCUUUGCAUGUAAUGCGUCUAUCUCAUAUAUUAGUAUCCCCUUUUAUGUUGCAUUACUGAAAUAAAUUAACUUUUGCACGAUAUUCACAUUUUUUGAGUAUCACCUGUAUAGUCGGGAGAAAGCUUUCGCGGACUGGUAAUAAAGUCUUGAGGAACGGCGCUGGUCCGCGACUGCUAUGGGCCUCUGUGAUACCUUGCAGUUGGUGUGGGACCAUGUGACCAAUAACCAAGUCUAUCAGCCUAUCAGCCAUCUACCACGGUCUGUUUCACCUGCUUAGAGGUAUGUAUGUAUGGUGUUCUACAAUCUUCUUAUGUACUACGGCAGUUCUGCAGGGAUGAUGUUCUGAGGGACGCCCCUGAUUUUUACAUUCUGGUGUCUGUGCCUGCCUUCCAUGUCUUCUAGGCGUUGAUUGAGUAAGCUCUGCCCAUGUGGCCUCUAAUGCAGUGUAACAUGAAGUAAGGUCUUGCUUAUCUUCCUCCACCGCCUAAACACAGCCUUCCACAGUAUGAAUCUCCUCUCACUUUGGCGAGGACAACUGCAAAAAGCUGUUGAAUGGUGCGAAAGAGACUUAUAAUGUCCCCUUAAGUGAAGGGUGGAAGGCAGCUCAUUGUCCUCAUCAGAGGAUGAGUGGUGCAGUUCACCUGUAGUUGGAAUCUCGUCCAGCGUGUCUAGUGCCUGUUUCUCAGAGGAGGCCGAAAAUUAAUCGCCAUUUUCUUUUGGCGGGAAGGCUUCAGGGACCUUGGCAGGUCAGAGCAGAAGAUCUCUUAUAUCUCAUAUAUCCUCGGUACAGGAAACUUUUACAGGUCCCUGGCAUCUGGACUUCUUCACUAUUCUUGUGAGUGGCUUUUUAUUGCUUUUUGGUGUAAGAAUAAAACGUUUUAGUAGGCUAAAACAAGCUUAGUGUCUCUGAGCUCUACUGCAACAGUCUGAGCUAAUCAUAGGUUCAUCUGCUGCUUUGUUAAUAGCCUCCUAGACCCUGCAGGAGCCUCCUGAGUGUGAUUAAAGUUAAAUUUACAGAGCAGGCGAUAAAAACGUCUAAAGCAAGUUAACAUCUGAUUGAAAAUAAAGCAAUUUUGUUCAUGCAGUCUGAUGGAGUCACAGACAGGGGAUGUGUGGCUCGGACUGCAUAAACUAAAACAAAAGUGAAUUAACUAUUAAAUGGCAGUGAAUUGAGCAGUGAGACUGCAGGGGCAUGAUCUAUACAGUAAAACUGCUUCAUAAAUCUAAAGUUGCUUUGUUGCCUAUAGUUUGACUUUAAAGAAACACUGUAGGUACUGUCUGAUGUUCUCCUUUCAUUGAGCGUUAAACAGUUUUUUUUAUGUUAACAUGUAUUAUGGUAAACAAGAAUUCCCAGCAGUUUAGUGUUAAACAGCACAAAAAUGGUUUAACACUGAAUUGAGGGACAGUGCCAGAGGACUUCAGGCACUACAAACAAAUCACAUAUAUUAAAUGAUUAUUAGUAAUUACAGUGUCCCUUUAAUAAGACAAUUGCCAUCUUGCAUGAAUAUUCUUCUUGGGCGAGGAUAGGAUUGAUUUUAUAACAUUCCUGUUUAAAUAUGGCUUUUAUUGCAGUGCUAUAUAUCUAUAUUGCUUUGUUAUGGCACUAUUCUGAAAAUUCUUGCAUUGAUCUUAGCACAUUUCCUUCUCUUUAUAACAGCGUGCUUCAGUUUGAAUAUAUGGUCCAAGCUUCUUCUGAGAGAACUUGCCUAUGUAAUAGAAAUAAUAUUCCUGAGAACAAUUAAAUUUUAGGUUGUUCUUCAUGUAAGGAUUACUCUUGUGCGUGACUCGGAUAUUUACAAUUUGCUUAUUUAUAUAUAAUAUGACUUAAUCAUAGUUAAUAUUUUUAAGUUGAGAAGUGCUGCAUUUUUUUCUUUUUUCUUUUUUUAAAUAUGUCUUUCUUUAUUUUUCUCUUUUUCUCAUGGUCAUAACCAAUGCUGAGUAUAGGAAAAAGAGCACAAUUAACCAAGGCUGAUGUAAUACAACACCACAUGUACAAAAUGCAUAAUUUAAACCUUCUGUUAAUCAACCUGCCUCAGAAAAAUCACUUUACAAAAUGGACCCUCCUUCUAAAUAGGUUUAUUACAUUUACAAUUUGAUACUUGCUCUUAAAUAUAUUUGGAUAUGGGCCAAGUGCUGCAUCUCAGAGUUAUUGUCUAAUAAAUCUGACACAGAGAUUACAUUAAUUAUAAGUAUACUACCCAAUGUAAUGCAUACUGCUGCCUUGUAAAGUCAUUAUAUUCUAUGUUAUGUGAUAUUAGCAUGACAUCCUGUUACCCACUGACCUUGCGAGAUUGAUGACGAAUUUUCAGUUUGGAAAAUAAUUGGGGGUGGGGGACAGAUUCUGUUAGAUUACAGUUAAAUAUGAAUGUUCUAAAGCUAAACUGUAUUCAUUUAAAAAUAAUUAUGACAUAAUAACUAAAUAAACCUAAUUUUUACUAAAUACAUUUAACUUUUCUAAAACAAUACAUAAAACUACAACAUAUAUUAGAAAGAAAUGCAUAUCUUUUUGCCAGGUUAAACAAAUUAUUUACAUUAUAUAAUUAUUUGCUGGUGUUUUUUUUCCAGUUUUUUGUUACUUGCUAUCCUGGACAGCAGCGUACUAAACUGGGAACGUGGCUGUGGUGGGAGAAGUCUAUUUCACCUGACAGAAGGCAGGGGGCUCAACAGUGCAACCCCCUCCCACCAUAUUAGGCAUCUCCCCUGACUGGCAAAUUGCUUUAGAGAGGCUGCCAUGCAUGUUUUAUGUAGUUCUGGAGCGGGCAACGAGGCUGCUAAUGGGAUUCUUCUGCACUGAUUUCUAAGCUCCCUUGCAUGCUUCGUACUGUGCAUCUGUAUGUGAAUGUAAAUAUGUGCGUGUGAUUUAACUAACCAAUUUACAAAAAGGAGUUUAUCAGUUUAUCAUAAAAAUCUAUUUUUACCACGUGCCACAAAACAUAGGUACGCUUCUUACCCUAGACUCUGAGCUGAGGAACAGUGACCAGGGUGGGACUGGGACAGUACGUAACUGUCUCACUCCGGGACUGAAACACCAAGCGGACACUCCAGUGGUGUCUGGGGCUUAACCCCUAGUUUCAAAGUAAGAGUGACAAUGCUCUAUUUAUUGGAGUAAAACUCCACAAAUAUGUGUCAACUGGAAGAAAUUAGCGAGAAAUUAAUGAAAAAUGGUAAUAUUUACAUGUACCUAUUCCCCUUAAAGUCUCCAUAAAUAUAUAGAACGUCAUUCAGAAAAAAAGUGUCCUAAGCCCAUUGGCUAAACCUCUUAUGACUCUAUCUUGAAUGUUCCUGUUAACCAGAAUUUGGACUUUAAUCAAUAUGGUCUAUAGCUGGAGUAGGAACUUAAUGAUCAAGUGAGUGAUAGUCUAGGUAUUUCUCUCAUGGACGUAGCCUCUGUAAUUGGUUGAUAGAGUAUUACUCAAGAGAUAGGGAGAAUUGGUUAUGUAUGCUUUCUCCUAAUAAUCCCUUAAAAUAUGGUAGAGCGCUCAGUAAUCAUAGUAUAAAAGGUGGGAUUGAAUGCAUGUGUCAGCUAACUGUAACAACGUUCAACUUCUUUGGUAACGAUUUAACAGUAAUAUUGUAUUGUAACCAUUGAUAUUCUUAAAAAGACCUAUGAGUCAACUUAAUGACUAGUAGCUAAAAUAGCCAUGUGUGAUCUUGUAUCAAAGAGUAUACAGAAACAAUGUAUAGCUGGCAUGCAGCCAAAUGCUGAGUGUCACCCUAGACGCUGUACUGAAUAUCAUAGAGGAAAGCUAUAGGAAGGGCAAUGUCUUGUGAUAAGGAAUACUGAUUGCAAACAAAGAGGGAUCCGCACUCUCAUCACUUGUAGACCUCGGUGCAUUGUACUUAGGGCUGGCAAACCCUCAUUCCAUAUAGUGAAGACAAUGUAAUCCAGGCGCUCAGGGUCUUUUUCAAACAGCAGUUUCAAACACAGCAACGUUUCGAUUCACACUCGGAUCUUUGUCAAGCAGCGUGUUUCUUCAGUAAAACUACUGUUUGAAAAAGACCCUGAGUGCCUGAACUAUUUUGUCUUCACUUGUGAUAAGGAACAGACUCUAUAAAAUAGGUUUGUUACAAGCAAUUACGGCAUUGGAUGGAUUUAAUUUGGGCAUGCCUGAUCUAGGUUGGAAUAUGUCAUAAUACUUGACAUGCGAGUAAAUGCAUUACUCUUCGGUUUCUUCUUUACUAAACUUCAUCCUAUCAAAUACAAAACACUGAAUGACCUAAGUAAAUGUUGUUUCUGUGGUAUUUAGAGUCGCGUACCCGCUGUAUUUAAAAAAAUACUCUCUGAGCAAUUUAGUCUUUUAUUUUCUCUGUAAUUUGCUCUAUAGUGAUUGCAAAUACCGGGUACACUUUCAGCUAACGUUGAAACAGCUUCCAGAAUCCACAGGGACAUCAAAAUACCAUGAAAUCUGCUUUUUUUGGAAAUUGUAGGGAACUCCCCCUUUGUUGAGCAUACUAUUUUUCAAUUAUUAUUAUCAUUACAGUUUAGACUAUAAGAAAUUAUUUAUCUUUUUCAAAUCUGUAAAUAUUACCUUAAAUAAUGGCAGUCUUUUUUUGUUUUAUACUUCUAGCUUAUUUCAACACUACAGGCUUUAUGAAUACAUGUUCAAGUUCCCAAGAGAUGAAAUGGUCAUAUGUGCACAGGUAUGUUUGUGAAAUAUCCACGUAAAAUACAUUUCUAGACAAAAUGUGAAAACUCAGACAUACCAUCAAUAUGGCGCUCCUAAAAAAAGAGGUGCAUCAGGAUUAAUAAAGAGUGUUUAGAGGGCAUUGGGCAAAAAAUGGGGACUGUCCUUUCUUAAAUAGGGACACUUUGGAGGUAUGCUGCAUUUAGGAUGUACUUGGAAACCAAAGAAUAUCUGAAUGUACCUUUCCUGGUGAAACACUUUUUUAUUAUUAUUAUUAUUAUUAUUAUUAUUAUUAUUAUAGAAUUCAGCAUAGAUAUUUACUCUAGUUAAUUUGAUCACCCUUUUGCAAUUAAAGAAGGAUUUUACAUCUUAAUGUAAAAUGUAACCAUGCAGAGAGCCACAGGAUUCAACAGGAUUUAGGAUGACUACCAUAGAUAAAUCAUUUGUAACAGUUUUCUGACAGAUUUUGAUAGUUUAUCCAAAACUGUUAAAUCAAGGCCAUAGUGUUUGUAUCAAAUGUUCAGCAGAAAACUCAAGUCCUGAAAUCAAUAUAGAUUCUCCUAUAUUGAUUCUUCUGGUGAAUGCACAAAUAUAAGUUGAAUUUUGCUCUGCUCUUGCAGUUUUGUUGCCUUUUAACUUAAGAAAUACAUCCUAAUGUGUGCGCUGUAACAUGUAUUUCAUUCACUUAUACAUGGAUGUAUGUUUUCCUUUACCUAUUUACUCAUGUGUAUGUAUGUCUUUAAAAAAAAAAAAUGCUAAUUCCACAAUUGAAAUGUUGACUAUAUGUUAGCUACUUGUAUGAUAUAAAGGAAAACUGUAUUUAACUGUUUACACUUCCCAUGAAUGCUCAACUUUGGGUUAUCAGAGAUCUUAAUUACAGAUGUGUAAAUCAUUAACCAUCUACUAGACACUGUACUAAACUGGUGCUUCCUAAAAAAUCUAAAAAAACCACAACAUAUAAAUCUCAAUGCAAAGCUGCUCACUACACUGGUAGUGUAACACCUAAAAGUAAACCAAAAACUAUAUGAUCAGUGGAGGGCUUCACAGAUCCUAAAAUAUAAUCCUGGUAUUACAAUUCCAAAACUGUGGAAAACAUACUUAAUUCAAAUUCCCAGUCUACCGUUAAAGUGCAAUAGUGCCACAGCAAAACCAGUGGCGCGUGUAAAUUAUGUAAAACCACAAAUUCCUUUCAAAAGUGCUGUUCCACAGGUCAAUUGAAAAAAAUUAAAUUCCCAAUAACAUAAAAAAUUAUCAAUAUAACAAAAUGAUCUGGUGCAUAAAGCAUCCAAUUUUCAAUUACAUGGAAAAUUAAUUCAUUUAACAAAGUGAUCUAAUCCAUAGACAUAACAUCUUAUACUCAUUAAUGUGCAAAAUGUGCAAUCUAAAACCUGUUGUGCAAAAAUAUGCAAAAUUGUGAGUAUACUUCUCUGAAGUCUUAGAAACAGCCUGCGAUGAACCGUAAGUGAGAAACAAAAAUAGAUACAAUAGUGCAGAUGGUACAAAACUAAAAUAUACAAAUAUAAAUAUAUGGAUCCACUAGUGUGCCCAUGCACAUUUUCCAGAGCCCAAAAUGGCUCUCUAUAAAAUGUAGUGGAGCCAAUAGAGGGUGACUCACUCCCUCCCUCCUUUCAGUGACGAACAGCAAGCACUCUUCCUUUGUGGGUGGAUAAAAGUGCCUACAGUAUGUAGAAGAAAAAAAGGAAAUGUAGUGUUACAUUGCAAAACUAAAUUUAUAAAUGUGAAUAGAUGGUAAAGGUUUCACUCACAUAUACCAGGUGUUUUUACCAGCUACUUUAGCUCCUGCCUUGGAAAGACCUCUCAGUGGUGUGUAAUACAGUCAAUUGAGAAGCCUGUGAUUGGACAGCUAUACACACAUGCAGCCAGUACGUAAUACUUCUCAUUAAGAAGCCUCUGAUUCUGUAUUCCCCAGCACAGAAAAUCUGUGCCGCAGAAGAAUGGGAACCGCAGAUAACUAUUUAUGUAGCUAUUGCACAUACUCCAAAAGAUAAGAGAUUGCACAUACCCCAAAAGAAAACAUGCAAAAAUAGUUACAUGCAUAUUUUUGUUGUGGGUAUGUAUGCUUAAUAUGUAUUAUUUACUUUUUUUUAUUAUAUACAUUGUGUUCCUUUAAUUCUUAAACUUUAGUUUAUAAGAUAGAAGUUUAUAGAGAUGUAAAAUCACAAGCUACAAAGUAAUUUAGCUGGAGGACCGAAACCAGAUUUGGAACAUUGUGUAGGUCUCCCGUAGGGUAACCCAUCUGAGGCUGUCAUUGUUACAUGCGCUCUUUCUAAAUCUCAGCAACAAUACUGUAAGAGUUCAUUUUAGAUUUGGCUUGUGGUUUAAUAAAUGUCAGCAGUGUUACACUCUGAAAUUUCUUUUAUGACUUUAUUCCGAAGUACACUUCAAUCAAAUCCUUGCUACGAAAAACCUUGAUUGGUGAUAUGUUGUAACUGUUUGGAUUGGUAAAUAGUCACUAUUUUAGCUAACUCUGAUUAAGGAGCUUUUCUUCAGUAUAUUGUUUUCCACUGGCAGUAAUUCUUGAUUUUAUUUUCGUAUACACACAUACUUGAGAUUGUGUGUUUUAUUUCUUUUUUGUUGUUGUUACAAAUGGUUUAUUAUUAUUUUAUUAUUUGUUUUAAUGCUUUGAACAUAGGAAUUGUGUAGUAUAUUUACAUAAUUUAAUAAAUCCUAAUAUGUUUGCACUUUUUCUUGUUUCAUCAUCAAAUACUGCUCUACAGGGGUACAGAGUUGUGUGCCUCUUUUUUAGAAUCCCCUUGCUGAAGGAGGGGGAGGAGUGUGGCCGUCAUUGUAGCAAGAUGGAGGUGUAAAUGUUAAUUCAUUCAAAAGAUACCCUGAAAAAAAUAUUAGAGACCCAAUGACCCACUUAUCUAAAAGUAGUUUGUUUGUUUUUUUCGAGUGAGCGUGACUCUCCUUAUGUACUGCACAAAGCAGAAAUUCACGUGUGACAUGCAAAAUAUUUGAGGUACUUCUGCAUGUUGCUUCUGAAAAGACUUCACACCACAAGGAGUAAAAGAAAGACGUAGAAAUAGAAAACAGAACAGCACAUGUUGAGAUCAAGCUAAGGGAACUUGUGGGGCCCCAAAAUAGCCCUGCCGACCAAAUCCAACAGAUGGAAGCACAACUGUAGGCAUGUGUGUCAGGAUUAUAGUUGAUCCAGCGCACAGAAUAGUAUUACACCUAGGACUAAGGAUAACGUCUAACCGGACCUUAGAAUGGCCGUACUUAACGUACCUGAGAAUAGUCAAAAUACUUGCCGAGGUCAGGGACACAGAAAGGGACACAACGAUGUGGAAAGCCAGAAGUCAAGGAAACCAGAAAUUAGGGAAGUCAAAACGAAGCCAAAGUCAAAUACCACAAAAAGGCAAUCAGGAACACACUCACGGAUAACCAGUUAGUAGAAACCACGACAGUGCACUGACAGAAAGGUAAUUUGGGUUUAAAUAACCCUCCUUAGGCUAUAAUUGGCUGUCUCUGACCUCUGACCCCAAAAUAUGCAUGCACGUCUAUUACGUGACGUCACACGCUCAUUGGCGCCAUCUUUGAUGUGGGCGGAGGUAAGUCUCCUAUUAAAACCGGAACCGCAGCGGCCGGCUUCUCUAGGAACACCAUACGUGACCACUAUGUUUGUGCGUUCACGCCGGCAGAAUCACGGGGAGCCGUGCAAUGUGAAAAUAAGCUGAAGGACAUAAAUUGUCAGAAUAACCACCACUUGUGGGGGCUCCUUGAGCAGGGCCGUCUAUAAUAUGAUUAGGACCCUGGGCAAUGCAUUUUCUUGGGCCCCAUGGGCCCUGUCCCUGCCACUGCCUCACCCCCCAAUUACGUCCAACCCGCAAUCACACUGACAGACGUACUGGCACAUACACACACAGACAGACAUUAAAACAUUCACAGAUACAUACUGACACACACAGUCACUACACACAAAUAUAUACUGGCAGACAUACUGACACACACACAGACAUACAUACAUACACAGACACAUACAUUAACAGAUAUACUGACACACACACAAACACACAUACACUGACAGAUAUACUAAAACACACAGACACAUACACUGACAGACACAUUGACACACACACACAGGCAUACUGACAUACAUAUAUACACACACACACACAGGCAUACUGACAUAUACACAGACAGACGUAAUGGCUGAUACAGACAGACAUUAAACAUUCACAGAUAUAUACUGACACACACAUACGCUGACAUACAAAUAUAUCCUGGCAUACAUACUGACACACACACACACACAGACAUACAUACAUACAUACAUACACACAUACACAUACACUGACAGACAUACUGACUGACACACACAUACACAGACAUACUUACAUACACACACACAUACAUACUGACAUACACACAGACAGACGUACUGGCACAUACACACAGACAGACACACACAGACAUACUGACACACACAUACAGACAUACUGACAUACACACAGACAGACGUACUGGCACAUACACACAGACAGACAUUAAAACAUUCACAGAUACAUACUGACACACACAUACACUGACACACAAAUAUAUCCUGGCAGACAUACUGGCACACACGUACACACACACACACACACAGAGACAUACCUACAUACACACACACAGACAUACUGGCAUACACACAGACAUACUGACACACACACACACACACACACAGACAUACACACACAGACAUACUGGCACACACACACAGACAUACACACACAGACAGACCUACUGACAUACAUUUAGCCACCCUCCAGGUUCUUACCUUUUCCUGGAGGGUGGUUUCCCUGGUCCAGUGGCAGGCUGAGGCAGAUGGGAGUCUCCUCUUGAACUCCCCUCCUCCCUGCCUUCCUCCUCCCGCGCGGCUAUCUCCGGUGGGAGGAAGUGACGUCACUCCUCCCAGCCGGCUGCAGAACCGGAAGAGGGGCCCGGUCGCGCUGUUUAAGCGCCACAGCGCCCGACCGGGCCCCUGCUGACACAUGCUCCCCGGUCGGCUCUUAGUGCAUGGGCCACCCGGGGAGCCUCCUCAGUGUGCGGGAGCCGCAAAUCGCGGGGCCCACAGAGCAGCUGCUCUGGGCCCCCAGGAGCAACUGGGCCCCGCAACUGCCCCGUUUGCCCCGCGUUAAAGACGGCCCUGUCCUUGAGUCAGUCACUAAUUCUAUGCUAUGUGCUUUAUUUUUAAAAUAGUCUCCCUUAAUAUUCUUCAAACAAUGCUUAAUUUAGACAGAAUCACAGAAACAUAUUGCUAUAAAAACAUUAUCUACUCUGUACAUGCUUCUGAAAAGGAAAUUGUUUCCUCUUAGGCAUAAUCAUGGGAAAGAGACAUCAUGUAUACCAUUUGAUAAGGACUAAUUGACCAGAGUCUUGCAGAGACCUUAGCUAUUACAAAGGGAGCUUCAAAAAAUGGGGGGAAAUGCAUGACCAUUCUAGAGAUGGAGCAACCCAUCUUUUCUUCUGUAUUGGAAACUAGUUGUGGACACAAUGGGGAUAUCCACUGGAUUAUCUUUAUCAAUUAAAGUGGAAUACUUCCUGUUAUUCUUGCUCCACAGUGGGAUCCCUAAACCACAACUAACAUUUAUUUUAAAUGUUACUGCAGUCAUUAAUACAGUAUAUGUGAGGAAUUGGACAAACUCUAGCAAGAAUAUACAAGUGCAGCUCAACUGCAUAUACAGUUGCAAGAAAAAGUAUGUGAACCCUUUGGAAUGAUAUGGAUCUCUGCGCAAAUUGGUCAUAAAAUGUGAUCUGAUCAUUAUCUAAGUCACAACAAUAGACAAUCACAGUCUGCUUAAACUAAUAACACACAAAGAAUGAAAUGUUGCCAUGUUUUUAUUGAACACACCAUGUAAACAUUAACAGUGCAGGUGGAAUUGUCUAACAUGGCAACAUUUCAUUCUUUGUGUGUUAUUAGUUUAAGCAGACUGUGAUUGUCUAUUGUUGUGACUUAGAUGAUGAUCAGAUCACAUUUUAUGACCAAUUUGUGCAGAAAUCCAAGGGUUCAUAUACUUUUUCUUUCAUCUGUAUGAAAAACUAGCUCAUAAACAAUCCAAAAGGGGCAACACUUGAAUGAGAACCAGGGACAUGUGGGACUCUAUCCUUGUUAAACCAAGUUUAUGAUUCACCCAGACAGAUCAUGUAGCUACCACUAACCUUGGCUGGUAAAGUAAAAUGAUGGAGACCAAGAUAUUUCUCCUGCCUGUCAUCUGUUUGGAUUGUAAACCAAAGAAAAAAUAUUCGAGCACAUAACUGCAGACUUUUUUUUAAAGCUGAACAGGCAACAUUAUGGCUUACACUGGAGCUUUUCUCAAGCCACAUCUUUUUUUAAUGGCAUGGUGUGAUAGUCCUUUUUGUUUCUUUUGCGCUUUUUACUUGCAAGUUGGAAUCCCGGCAGGGUUGACUCAGCCCUUCAUCCUUCCAAGGAAGAUAAAAUGAGUACCAUUACAUUGGGUAAUAGUAACAACCCCAGGAUGUUGGGCUAAGGUAACAUCCCCAGGACGUACUUGAAAACCAGAGUAAUCUGAAUGUGCCUUUCCUGGUUAAGCCCUUAACGCUGAUGGACGGACGAGGUCCGUCACAGAGGGGAGACCCAUAAUGACGAAUCUCGUCCGUCACGCGGUAUGAUUAACCCCAGAUCGCCGCGAUCGCGGGGUUAAUGGUGCUCCGGUAUGCCUCUGUAUUAGAGGCAUACCGGGAGCACCCGGUCAGGCUGCCCAGCACAUGUGCUCGCUCUGAACAUGUGCUCUGUAUACGUACCUUCCGGCUCCCUGCACUUCCUGGUUCUGUGUGAAGUGCAGGGAGCCGGAACAGUGCUGAUCCUGCCCCCUGCUGGAAAAAAAAAGAGUUAAUUUAAAGUCCCACCCCCCCUUUACCCAUUUUAAUAAAAAAUUAACACCUUCCCUGCCAAUUGAUCACUGACUACAAUGAUCAAUUGGCAGGGAUUACAUUUUACUAUGAUCUGAUUUUUUUUUUAACCCCUCAGGGGUUAAAUUUAUUUAAUUAAUUAAAAUAUUUUAAAAUUAUAUAUUUAGCUAGCUGGGGUGGGUGGAAGUUAGUGGGGAAUUGGGGGAUUUGGCGUUAGGCCAACUAGGGGUUAACGUUAAAAGUUUUAAAAUAAACUUUAAAAAGUUAAAAAUUACGCUUAAAAAAAGUAAAAAAUACAAAAAACACCCCCCUUUACCUAGUCCAAAUCAAAAUUAACCCCUUCCCUGCCAGUUGAUCACUGCCUACAGCAAUCAAAUACAGAUCACAGUAUUAUACUGUGAUCUAAUUUUUUUUAACCCCUGAGGAUUAACUUUUAUUUAUUUUUUACCCCUUGGGGGUUCAAUAUAUUUAAUUAAUUAAUUAAAAUAUUUUAUAACUAUAUAUUGUGCUACCUGGGUUGGGUGGGAGUUAUAGGGAAUUUACUGUUAGUGCUGCUUACUGCUAGUUAGGGGUUAACGGUAAAAAGCUUAGAAAAAUGUUAAAUCUGUAAAAAAGUUUUAAGAAAGUUUAGGAAAGUUUAAAAAAAAAUUAAUACGCAAAACAAAAGUUUAAAAACUAGUUUUUAAAAGUAAAAAAGUUAAAAAAAGGAAAAAAUACAUAUAAAAACGCUCAUUACCACUACACCUGGAACAAACUAGAGAAAAAAUUAUCCCACGCCAAGGUCCAAAAUAUGCCUUUUGAAUUACCCCAGAGUGUAUUCUUUAAUAAAUAGUAUGUGUUUGUGGGGAAGUUUCAAUAACCAACCGUCUAAACUACUCCAAAUUGGAACAUGGACACAGCGUAAAACUUCUUUUUACUCAGAAGACUUAGCUGAGCAUAAUUUGGGAGGUUUGAACUUAGUGGCACAUAUGAAAUAUACAAAACGCCCAGCAAAAAUGCAAUCCGUAUGUAAAAAAUGCACAAAAUUAUUUUUUACCACAUACUUUGGCAUAUAUUGGUGAAAAAAUGGGGGUAUGUUAAGGCACAAUAUGCACCUUAUGAGAUACCCUGGAGUGUCUACUUUUACAAAUGGUAGGCCUUUGUGGUUUUUUUUUGAACAGUCAAACUGUUAUAAUACCCCAAAUGGAAGCUAAGGCUCAUUAAAUCCAUCUCUCAAAAUUCUACUGUGAAUACUGAAAAGGACAGGUAUCCUGUAUGGCACUGUAACUUCACGAAAUAGUGCAAAAGACAUACAAUGGGGGUGUCAUUUUACUCAGCAGAUGUAACUGAACACAAAAUAAAACUUUGUACAGGAAUAGCACACACCAACUUUACAAAAUAUACACGAGAAUUUCUUUGUUAUAAGUUUGUGUGCCAAAAACAAAAAAAACCCCACAAUUUUACUCCAAUAUUUAGCAGAGGUUGGCGGCAAAAUGGCUAUGUAGAAAGUGUCAAAACAACCUUAGGUAAAUAGCCCGUGAUGUCUACUUUAUAUAAAUAUAUACUUUUGUGUGUAAAUUUUGUUUUCUUUUAUGGCUAUUAAGCUUACAAGACAAACAUACCAAAUUCUAAAAUCGCUCCACAUUAAAAGUUUAUUUUACUCCUUGUGCUUUGUGACCUGUAACUACCAAAAAAAACUUUAAAUCCCAGACACAUUAUAUAUUCUGUAAAUCAGAACAACUAAAUUAAUUUAUUUUUAAUUACUUUUCUUAACCUGCACUAAUUAUGCACACAUUAGUAUUGCAAAAACUGUUAAAAAAAACCACAAAAUUUUCAUGUUUUUUACUUUUUUCUGUAUUUUUUUGUAAUAAAUAAGCAUUUAUAUAUAUGUGUGUUACAUCAAAUUAAAGCCCUUUCUGUCCUUUAAAAAACGAUGUAUAAGAUAUGUUGGUGCAUCAAAUUAGUAAAAUGCAAAUUGCAGUUGAACGCAAACAGCAAAAAAUGAAAAAAAUGCUGUUGUCAUUAAGUGAAAGACAAGCUUUUGAAGCUCUGUCCUUAAGGGGUUAAAAACGUUGUUAUUAUUAUUAUUAUUAUUUACAUUACUUACGUUACUGUUUAUUAUGUGUGCAUUCUUUUUUUUCUGACUUUUGGGCAAAACUGAAUUAAAUUCCUCUAAAAAGUAACCUUUUAUUAGCAAAUUUUGUCAUAGUAUAACAUCUUAAAGACUAACAAUAGAAUAAUUCAUAACAAACCAGACUUUACAUAUCUUAAAUAAAAAAGUGGCCUACCCGUCAACGAUAGCAUGGUUAUAUAGAUCUGAAAAAUGCUAAAUAAGCAUGACAUUCCAUCCCAACCCUUAUAUCACAUGGCUGCGUAAACAGAAACAUUAACACAGUGAUCUGUGAGUUAUAUGUAUAAAAAAGGCUAUUCUUUUGUACUUUGCCUUCUAGGCCAUAAGUUGUCAGCCAUCCCCUGUUGUCCCAUAUUAUCGUAUGGAAAAUUGUGUACAAAGAAAUAUAUUUAAUAUAGUGUUUUUAAAUAAACCUAAUUUCUAUAAAUUAUAUUUAGGCAGCCAGAAAUGAAAACAAUUCCCACUCUGUGUUUCUUGCAUCCUUGACGUGUAAUGUUUUGCCCAUGUGGCUGAUUUCCUCUGGUAAUGUGUAAUAUACAAUGUCGCUGCUUCAUUGAGUCCAUACCAAAACAACAUAACAAAAUAUAUCAUACAUACAUUUUUUUCCCCAUAAAAUAAACAUGACAAUUUUGCUUUGUGUUUUGAAAUCUGAAAGAUUUUAUUCCACUCCCCCCCCCCAAGUGGAAUUCAGUGAAAUGCAGAAAAGUACUCCACCUAUUCAAUCAUUACAUUAAAACAUAGAUAAAAUAGUUUUUCUUCUCGCUAUCUCAGUUAGGAAGUACAGUUAGAAUUUAAAGGAAGCAUCCUGAGCUUUAGAAGUAGGUUAGCCUUUCCUGCCUUUGUUGUACUUGGUGGUAUCAGUAUGAUUCAGUCUCUUACUCUUGUAUACAGAAAUGCAGUUUUAAUAUUACUUUUAUGUUUGUAAAUAACAAAAAAUCAGGAAUGUUGACCUUUUUGUGCAUAAUUUAAUACCUUGUUACCGGUUAUAUGUGUACAAUUUGUUUUAGAUUUGCAUUAUAUUUAAAUAAUAGAUAUGAUUAGAGGUGUAUUUAAUUUUUUUAAGGGACACAUAAUAUGUGUGGUAUAUUAGUAUUCUUUAUGUGCUGGUAAUCUAGCAUCAAGUUCACCCCUAGGUAGCAUUGUAGGACCCACUUAUGUGGGACUCUUGUGGUUCUUCCUAUGUUAUUUUCUAAUUUACUUCUAGCCUCUUUCUAAAUGCUUACCUUUCCCGAGAAGGAGUGCCUAGGAUUCUAGGUGACUUGGAGCAGGAGGGCUGUGUUCUUUUUCCAUGCAGUCAUGCUCAAACGUUUGCAUACCCUUGGAGAAUUGGUAAUAUAUGUACCAUUUCUAAAGAAAACAUGAGAGAGCAGGCAAACCACAUUUCUUUUAUUUCUUAUGGGAUUCAUAUUCAAGUGUAGGUUUUAACAGAAUUGCACAAUCAUAAAACAAAACAUGGCAACAAAGAAAAAAAAUGAAAUAACCCCUGCUCAAAAGUCUGCAUACCCUUAGUUCUUAAUAUUGUGUAUUGCCCCCUUUAGCAUCAAUGACAGAGUGCAGUCUUUUGUAAUAGUUGUCUCUGAGGCCCCUAAUUCUUGUAGGUGGUAUAGCUGCCCAUUCGUCUUGGCAACAUGCCUCCAGGUCAUGCAAAGUCUUUUGUUGUCUUGCAUGAACCGCACAUUUGGCUCAAUGAUAUUAAGGUCAGGAGACUCUGAUGGCCACUCCAUAACCUUCACCUUUUUCUGCUAUAACCACUAGAGGGUCAACUUGGCCUUGUGCUUAGGGUCAUUGUCAUUGCUGGAAAGUCCAUGAGUGUCCAAGGUGCAGCUUUUGUGCAGAAGAAUGCAAAUUGUCUGCCAGUAUUUUCUGAUAACAUGCUGCAUUCAUCUUGCCAUCAAUUUUCACAAGAUUCCCCAAGAUCCAACCCAUAAUUUAUUUUUAUUUAUUUAGAAAUAUUGAUACAUGCAUGCAGGGGCGUACCUAGAGAAUUUGGCACCUGGGGCGGGUCCUAUUUUUGGCACCCCCCUUGGUCCCCCCCCCUCAACUUUAAAUAUAAAAACAACUAAAAAAUUUUUAAUGUAUUUAGCACUAAGCAGUGUUUGUGUUUUUGAAUGUAUGCAUGUUUUUGUAUGGAGUAUAUGUGAGUGAAUGUAGCGGUGUGUUUGUAUGUAGUGUUGGCAUUUGAAUGCAAGCAUGCAUUUGUGUGUUGUGUGGUAUUUGAAUGCAGUGGUAUGGUUAUAUAUAAUGGUGGGGUUUGUAUGUAGUGUUGACGUUGAAAUGCAAGAGUGUAUUUGUGUGCAGUGUUGGCGAGAUUUUUAUAUGUCUGCACAUAUACACAUACACGGACAUACACACACAAACACAGUCACACACAGAUACACAUUGACACACAUGAAGACAUCGUGGUGACUCUAGGAACAAUAUAUAUGGGGGGGCACAUAAGAUUCCACAGUCAAAACAGGAGGGGGAGGUGGAGCAGUAAAACUUCUCACUAGGGGAUGGGGUAAUAUGCUGCCAUUGGCUGUCCGAUGCCAGCAUGCUGUGUUCUGCAUGCUGGCAUCUGAUUACACAUUUGCAUAUAAUUCACAUUAGCCACCCAGAUUUCUUGUUAUGGGCUGGCUGACACCUCUUAAUUUCAAUCUUUGUUUAGCAGAUAACUCCUCUAUUUACUAUCCUUUGUGGGAUUGCCAUAUUUAAGGACACCAAAUAAGGUGCUAUCUGCUAAACAGCACCCUCAUUUGGUAUCUUUAAAUAUGGAAAUCUCACAUACGGGCACCAAUUCAGGGAAUGAUCUACUAAACAGCUAAAGGAUAAAAAAAAGCCCUUUUCUUAUUUUCAGUUGUUUAGUAGAUAAAUCCCUUAUUUGUUAUCUUUAUGUGGGAUUGCAAUAUUUGAGGACAGGAAAUAAGGGAGCUAUCUACUAAACACAUAAGCAGAGAUACACACAAUCACACACAUAAUCACAGCUACACAGCACAAUCACUGACCCACACACAAACAUUACAUACAUACACACAUUUAAUAAUUAAGAGGUCCACCCAGCCUCCCUACCUUGCUCUAGAAGGGCUGGAGUGGAUCCUCAGUCCCUGGUGGUCAGUGGUUGCUGCUGGGAUCUCACACACGCCCUGUAAUGAUGCCGAGGCCGCAAUGACAUCAUAUCCGGGCAGCCAGCUCACUGCAGGGCGAAGACUGUCAGACACAGUUAGAUGCACACAGUCCCACACACAGUCACUCACACACAGUUACAGGCAGACAGUCAAAUACGCAGGCAAUCACACAGGCAGACAGUCAAACACACAAUCACAGACAGUCACACAUACACACAACACAGUCACAGACAGUCACACACACAAUCACAGGCAGACAGUCACACACACACACACACAAUCACAGGCAGACAGUCACACACAGUGACACACACACACACACAGAGUAACACAGACAAUCACAGGCAGACAGUCACACACACACAGUGACACACACACACAGACAGUGACACACACAAUCACAGGCAGACAGUCAUACAUACACAUAACACAAUCACAGACAGUCACACACACACAAUCAGUCAGAGAGUCACACACACAGAGUCACACAGACAAUCACAGGCAAUCACACAGACAAUCACAGGUAGACAAUCACAGGCAGACAAUCACAGGCAGACAAUCACACAGACAAUCACAGGCAGACAAUCACAGGCAGACAAUCACACAGACAAUCACAGGUAGACAAUCACAGGCAGUCACACACACACACAAGCAGACAAUCACACACAGAGUCAAAGACAGUCACAAUUACAGUUACAGCACACACACUCUCACUUACAGUAAGCUUGGGCUGGAGGAGGAGGGGAUUCAGUCCCUCCUGUGCUGUAGUUGGGGAAGCAGGGACUCCUUCCUGCUUCCCCUCUGUGUGCAGCAGUAUGAGGCUGCAUAUAGCUCCGCCCCCACGUCCGGCAUGGCUCCGCCCCCAAAUCUCCGUGCAGGUCUCCAGCUUGUUCCCAGCCCCUGCGUGUGAGCUAUGUCAGCUGCCCCGCCCCUGCUGCUAUGGCAACCAGUGCAGCCACACAGCUCACUGACUCCCAAGCCUGGCCAUCCCUGGUGGCACCUCCCUGCCUGUUGGCACCCAGGGCGGACCGCCCCCCCCCACCCCCUCCCUUAGUACGCCACUGCAUGAAUGCAUAUUUGUUUCACACUGUAGUCUAUUUUACUUACUAAAUGCAUAUUGUAUUUUGAAGUUCCAGUGACGUUUUUUCUUCGUAGAUUUCAAAACAAAAACUUUCCUAAUCUAAAAUAAUAAAUUACAUCUUUUUUUAUGGCAUUUAUGUUAGUUCCUUCCUUUUUGUAUAAUUUUCCAUUAUUUUGAAAUCAUUACUGCCUCUUUUUUAAAACGGCCACAACCUCCAACAUAAUAGCUAUUCAUUUUGUAAAAUACAUUCUUUUAAAUUUCUGUGCACAACAUUUUCACUUCUUUAAUCUUCUAAUAUCUCUUUUGUUCAAGUGAUUAUUUCUUUAUUGGUUUAGAAAAUUCAUCAGCCAAUUACUUUAGUGUUCACAGGGGAAUUGUGCAAUGCUUGAAUAAUUUUAAAACAUCUAUCUUUAUUAAGCUUUCAAUAAUGUGCUCCCUUUAUAGCCCAGCAAACUGUCUACUGCUUUUUCUUGUAAUGAGUUCUGUUUUGGGUCAAUGUUUGUUGUGACCUUUAUCGGAACUUUUUUUUUCCUUUUGCUUGAUUAUUUGAUUGACUUCACUGUUAAAUAUGUUAGCUGAAAUGUCCUCCAUAUUUUAAUAAUUAGUAAUGGAUUUCUAAUUACCUGAUUCUAAACAUGGUACAAACUGUUAAAUAAUUGUCUGAUAACUUGCCAGAGUGAUGAUCUGUGUCAUAAAUCAGAAGGAAUAUUGCUAUUUUCCAAAUACAUUUUGUUUAGAAACAUGGUAAAAGUCCUUCACUGCUAUAUCUGGCUUGCAAGAGUUUACGAAAUUUGCUCACAUCAUGGAUCACACAUGAGGUUCAUUCACUAAACUCCAAAUUGUAGUAAACUGAAAACUAAAUUGCAACUUCAGCCAUAGUUUGUCUAAUUUAGCCAAAAUGAUCCCGCUUUUUCAAUGUGUCAUGAAUAUAACCAAAACAAAAUAUGAAACGUAUAUCUCACCUGAUAAGUGUUUUUUUUUUUGUGGUUUUUUUUGUGGGGGGGAACGCGUACUUAGGUUAUAUUUGUUUAGCAAUAUGGAAUUUACACAGGUAAAUAGUUAUUAAUCUGCAUUUUAAAAAUACACUGCAGAACUUCAUACCGUGGAACUAGUAUUUAAGGUAAACUUGAACAGGUUGUAUCUGUCAUUGUUAUAAUGGGCUUGGUCACAGCAGUAUAGGCUGUCAUACUGAACAAAAAUACAAUGUUCCCUUGCCCUAAAUAUUGAAUUAUUUUUAAAAUUGUGCCUAGUGUAUGGUGGCCCUAUUCUCUUGUUUAUGUUUUUCAUUAUUAAUUUAUUGAUAAUGACUGUGUGGUCAUUCAAGCAGAUAUCAGCAAGGACUGACCCACCAUCAAAUAGGGAUUUAUCUGAUAUUUGAUUUCUAUAGACAAUGUUCUGUGCAUGUCCAGUCCAUGUUUGCUACCGGCAUGUACUGUUUUCAAGCAGACAUGCUGUUGUGCAUUACCAGUGCUGCCCAUUGAUGCAUCCAACCCUUCUUUGAUACCCCCCAGUGGUGAGAUGAAUGCAAUACUCCCUGUGGAUAGUCUUUUAGCUAUGUUUUCAUAUCAUGUGCAGAUUAACCUCAUUGAAUAAACAAAACACAUAGCAUGAUACAAGUUAACAAAAUUAGUAAAUGAGUAUGAAGUAUGACUCACGUAUUUCAGAGCCAUUAUCAGAUCUGUUACAGCACACGGGGUGGCCAGCAUUAGGGCAAGAUUUGUACAAUUUUUAUCUGUGCAAAAAUGUAAAUACUAAAGCUGCAGUGCAAUAAAUUUUUCAUUACUAUUAUUAUUUAAAAUCACUUUACUCAAGAGGGUAUUUACAAGUGACACAGGCAUAUACAAUAGUAUAUUCUCCUACAUAUAUCUAGAGGAUUGUGUGAUGGUUCUGUAUUAUGUGAGUGAUUCCAUCAAAUUGAUUACAUUUUGUUAAAUUGUAUGACACUGUGUUUCUGUUUAUUUAUGUCUCCAAUUGUUAACACAGACCAUUUUAUAGUACCGUUAAUACAGAGAUUUCGUGUGAGUUAGGGUGGUGGAAGUGAACAUUAUAUUUAUUUUCUUAGAUUUAUGCAAUGUUUUAUAAUAGCAGUGAUAUAGAUAUUUUUUUUAUUUGUUCAGAACUCUUGCUUAUAUGAAGGUGAAAAUGUUAACGCUAGAGGAGAGUAAGCCAGCUAAACUGUAUAACAAUAUACAGACACUAAACACAUUUAUCUGGUGGACCAGUUAAAAUAGGUACCACUAGUUACUUUGUUGUUGGUUAUCAAAUGAGAAUAACACAAGUGGGAUCUGCAAUGAGUGGGCUAGUGUUAUGUCUGCAAAGUAGUUUUUCUCUAAAUAAGUCUUUGUUACCUUUGUGAGUCCUUGAACAUUUCAUUAUUAUUAUUAUUACUGGUAUUUAUUAAGUAUUGAUUCUGAUAUUCCGCACUGACAUAUAAUUGAGGAAACAAUGAAAGUGUUUGCUUAAAAGUGGAUGGUCUGAGAACAGAGCUUGCUGGAAAAUUACUUUGAGAUAAUGCAGGAGGUUUACUUGAAAGAAUAUUGUCUAAGGCACCAUACCAUUUAUCUUCAUACUAAUGAUGUUUAUACUCUAUUGCAUUCUUUUGAUUUUUAUAUAUAAACUUAUGUUAUUUUGGUAAAUUAAACCUUUACACAAAACAAUUAGGGUUAUUCGCUAAAAUAAGAAUUGUUGAGAAUUUAAAGUGAAUUUUAACACUCAUAGCAAAGCAGGACUUUGAGAAUUAGUUUUAGUUUGCCUCUUUUGGCCUUAAAUUUAAAUGCACUUUAAAUUUAAUUCUUACUUUAGUGAAUGCUUUUGUAUGUGUGGACACAAGUUAUGGUUUCAGUCAUUAUAUAUGACUUAUAUUGUUUGAUGAUGGUUGCACUAAAAAUAUAUAUACGUUACCUAUUUGUUGUACUCUCAUACCAUGCCCAUUUUGCAUGGUAGAUUAAUUAAAGGGACACUCCAGGCACCCAGACCACUUCUGCCCAUUGGAGUGGUCUGGGUGCCAACUCCCACUACCCUUAACCCUGCAACUGUAAAUAUUGCAGUUUUCAUAAACUGCAAUAAUUACAUUGCAGGGUUAACUCCUCCUCUAGUGGCUGUCUACAGCCACUAGAGGGCACUUCCUGGUUUAUAGCACAGAUUGGACGUCCUCACGCUAUGUGAGGACCUCCAGCAUCGCUGAAAUCCUCAUAGGAAAGCAUUGAAAGCAUCUUUCUAUGCUUUCCUAUGGGGAGGUCUAAUGCGCGUGCAUUAGGUCUCGCCGGCCGCGCAUGCGCAAUAGGUCUCCCCCGCCUGAUGACAUCGGCGGGGGAGGAGCGUGGGCGGACCCUGAACCAGUGCCGAGGGACAUCGGCGCUUGAUACAGGUAAGUCACUGAAGGGGUUUUAACCCCUUCAGCAACAUGGGAUGGGGGGUGGGAGGGAGAGGGGAUCUGCAGUGCCAGGAAAGCAGAUUGUUUUCCUGGCACUGGAGUGUCCAUUUAAUCAUUAGGUUGGACAUAUUUCAUAAAAUAGGUGACAUUUAAAUGAAGAUCGACAAAUAAUCUAUAUACAUCUUUUUGCCUUGAUUUUAGUGUUUUAAUUUACAUUUAUUAAUAAAAAUGUACAAAAAUAAAGAGUCAUGACUUAAAAAUAUAUGAAAAGUGCAAGAAUAGAAUAUUCCACCAGAUGGCGUUUCAAAUAAUAAAAAAAAAUUACUACUACAUAUUUCAACUUUAAUUGAAUAUAUUCAUCAAUUGUCAUUAAAAAUAUUAUUUAGAGACUGAAAAUAACUGAGAUUUAGAGGAAUGCUUCAACAUAUCAGCUAAUGAUAAUGUUAAAGGUUUAAAAUAAAUUUUUGGAUUGAUUGUAACAAUCAAAAUUAAAUAUAAAUGGUAUCCACAAAAAUGCAUUUACGUUAUGAGAUCAGGGCUGCCAUCAGGUAGCUUGGGGUCCUUUACAAAGCCAUUGGCUGGACCCAUCUUAUCAUAUUUUGACACAGCAAUACAUACUCCCAGACAAACACACUAACACAAUCUAAGACACACAUAGGCAUUUCUAUAUUCACAUACAUACAUGCUCUCAGACAAACAGACCAACAGACAAAGAAAUAGACAACACACAAAAAGAUAGGCACAAAUGCAAAAGAGGUCAUCUUUAUUUUUUAAAUGGUUUGCAGACAUAGACUGAGAACUUGACUACUUAAAUGUGGGACUAUUUUCCUGACACAGAACGGAGAGGACAAUCAAGGUGACACUAAUUUGCUCUGUAGCCCUGAUCAGACAGUGUAUUCAACUAAUGGAUCCAGCUUACAGCUCUUGUGUGUACCAAGAUAAACCACUAUUAUAACUGACCACUGACCAUGAACUGCAUGUUGGCCCAACACUCCUCCUGUGGGCUCAGUGUUCUACACUGCAGCUAUGGCCCACAUGGACAAAAUGGAGAACAUCUCAGGGGAAAAGUGUCUUACAUUUCAUGCCCCAUGUAACCGCCUGGUACUUCCACCUUAUAUAGAACAGGAUUUGCUCCACCUCUACCCUAGAGCAGUGUAUAAGGACUUCUACUCUUUAUGAAACAUUGGUCUUCUUCUGUUCUUAAAGAUGGAAAAAUUUUAUUUAUUUUUUCCCAUCAAAUAAUUUGAGACUACAUAUAGCUGAUGUGUCAUGCAGCUAUUAAGUUACAUCUGGAACAUUCCAGCAUCAGACUGUUUUAGUUUAACAGAUGAUUUAACCAAGCGUGUUGUUGAGUUCAAGAGCAAAACAUCUGUAAACCAGAAAUUAUUUAAACAUAUUUCCAAAGCAGACAUUAUUUAUUUUAGUUUGAGUUUGUUGUGCCAAGUUAAUGGUCGGAUAUGUAAUGUACAUAUAGUCCAUUGCUUGAAAUGCUUUGGCAUCAAAAGGGUUUAACCCAAAUUGGUCUGGUGCUUCUCUCUUGUCUAUCCAGUAAGAUGUCUUUACAAAUACUUCAUGUCAAAAUAAAUAAAGUGAAAUCAGCAAAAUGAUAUGGUAAACCUAGGGGAAAAUAUUGAAAUCUGAUACUAAUGAUUUCAAUAUUUAAAUUUCUUUAGACGUAUUCAUAAAAUGGGUUUUCAUAUGCAGUAGUGUAUACCUGUAAGAUAAAAUGUAUUGUGUUUUUUUAGCAAGUGUGAGUAAUAACAAACUCAAGUUUUUAGAUAAGUUUAAAUACUAAAUUGUAAAAAUAAGUACCAGUGUUAAGGAAUGGAGACAUGUUUUGUUUCACUCUGUCUGUAUCUCUUGUACUGAUCAGUAAAAAAAUGAAUAUCUGUAUGGUAAGACUCAAAUGGACGCUGCAACUCAAUUGGUUUUCUUUGUUUCUUUGUUUUUUUGUUUUUUUUUUAAAUAUACUGAAAAAAAAAUAUGUGAUAUACGAUACAAUGUAAAAGAUAAACGUUCUACAAGUCCCUAUGCUUCCACUGCAGCAUCUUUGGCCUUAAAGGGACACUAUAGUCACCAGAACAACUACAGCUUAAUGUAGUUGUUCUGGUGUGUAUGGUAUGUCCCUGCAGGAUUUUUAAUGUAAGCAUUCCUGGCUAGUUACACCUCUAGUGGCAGUUUCUCAGACAACCCCUAGAAGUGCUUCCUGGUUUGCAGCACUAAUGUUCAGUGUCUCCACACUGUGCAUGGAGGUGCUGAACGUUCCCCAUAGAGAGUUGCUAAUUGGUGCAGCAUUGCAUUUUUCCAUGCAUGCGCAGUAACCAACUAGUGCUUUCCUCUGGGAAAGCAUUGAAUUGGCUGAGAUCAUCACAUUUAGAGUGCCAAGAGGAGUGGACCGAUAGCCUUACAUAGGGUUCCGUAUGGCUCCCUUAGAGCGCCCCUGAAGCAGGCGCUUACUCAGUAAGGCAGCAUAGGCACCUGCUUACCUGGAUGGCCAAAAUAUAACAGAGGGCAGGUAGGAGGCAGGUGGCAGCAGAGCACAGAUGUUCUUCCAGUUUUUCAUUGUUCUCCGCUCCAUGCUGAAAUGCCGGCAGCCAGAAUAUGAUGUCACUCUGGCCCCAGCAUCACUAAACAGCACACCAGGGAGCAGUGAAGAACUGGAAGAUUACAGGACUCACUGAACAACAGGAAAGCACCCACACCAGCUCUCCAAAAGGUAGGAACUUUGGAAGGGCCUAAAAAAAUAAAACCAACAGAAAUAAAAUGAAUUUGUGAAUGUGUGUGCAAGAAUGUGUACGUGUGCCCAUCAGUGUGUGUGUUUGUGGGUGUCUGUUGGUGAGUGUGUUUUAAAUCAGUGAGAGUGUGUGUAUAUCAUUGAGAGUAUGUAUGUGUGUGUCUAUCAGUAAGUGUUUCAAAUCAGUGAGAGUGUGUGUCUGUUAGUGUGUGUCUCUCAAUGAGAGUGUCUGUCAGUGUAUGUCUCUCAAUGAGUGUCUUUCAGUGAGUGUGUUUCAAAUCAGUGAGAUUUUGUGUCUGUCCUUGAGAGUGUGUGUCAGUGUGUGUCUCUCAAAGUGUGUGACUGUAGGUGAGUGUGUGUCUGACUACAAAAAGGAGUAGAGCUUAUAGAUGGAGAGUUGGAGUCAUUGCCAUAGAAAAAUGCAUGCCUGGACUGGACAUUUGGAAAGGGGAGGAGUUAGUAAUAUGACCAAACCAAAACAAAUUAUGUACCAAGGGUGCCCCCACCCUAAGAUUGGCCCUGAUUAUUUAUAUAGUGUCAAAAUAUAUCGCAGUGCUGUGUAUCAUACAAUGGAAAGAAUUGAAAACGAGUAGUUAACAUACAGAAAAUUAACAGAGAUAAAAGAUCCUGCUUAAAUAAGCAUACACUCUAUAAAUAAGGGGUAUAGACACACAAGAGGAAAAAUUGUUAUAGAAAUAUAGCAAGUAGGUAAUUGAUUUGAUGAAUCUACAAACUGAAAACUAGUAAGAACUCAAAUUGACAGGGUAUUCAUGACAGAGAGUAAACUUGUAGAAAACAGUCGGAGACUUUGUAAUAAGCAAAUAAUCCUAAAAUGCCUGUGAGCCAUUUAAGUCAUAAAAACAAAUUAUAAAAAUGGAGAAUUACUUCUAUCUUCUUUUGGGAAAACUCCAGAGGUAGGAAUGAAAAUUCUGAAAAUCAAUAUAGAUAGAAUUCUAGUAUGAGCAUACAAGGAAGUGGCAUAGGAAACCAACUAUGAGGGUAUAAUUAUUGAAUUAUUUUGCUCAGUAAUUGGACAUAUAAAAUGAAUAUAACUUUUCUAGUGUAAACAGAUGUGUGAAAAUCUGCAUUUUGUUAUUUUUUAACAUAAUUUGGACUGUGUGUUUAUGUAAAAUUCAGGCUAGUUUACCUUCUCGGUUACAUAUCUACUAUGGAAUAAUGUCAAAUACUAAUUGGGUGGUAUUAUAUUCUAUAAAACCAGAUUCAAUAAUUAAAUUGAAUGUUUAUUGGCACAGGAUUUGCGAUAAAUUGAAGAAAACAAUCCACUGACCCCACACUUUGCUUUGAGAUUUAUAUUUAGUAUACUAUUCAUUUUAAAACUACCAUGACUGAAGAAUGAUUGUAAACAGUUGGAAACUAAUAUUUAAGGGGUUAUUUACACUGUGAAUUGUGGAGAAUGUCUAAUUAAAAUCCGAAACAGCCAACUUUAAAAAAUGUAUCCCAUUUUGAAUUUUUUUCUAGUUAAUUUGUUUUAAUCUAAAACCCGAAAUUCCUUUGAUUUCUCCAAAAUGUCUCAUAAUUUAAAAAAACACUGUGCGUAGUGUAGCCACUUCAACAGAUUGAAGUGGUUAUGAUGCCUGGAGUCCAUGAGCACCAGAUCCCGCAUCACUACUAGAUGGUUUACUUACCAUUUAGUAGAACAGGCAUAGGAAACCUUUGGCACUGCAGAUCUUUUGGACUACACCUCCCAUGAUGCUUUGCCAGCAUUAUGGGGGAUGUAGUCCACAACAUCUGGAGUGCCGAAGGUUACCUACCCCUGUGGUAGAGAAACUCAUUCCCUGGCAGCCUGCAGCUUGGACUCCAAUGUCAAAAUGGCAGAGGCUGAGCUAUACUCCACUUCACGCCAUACCAGGCUGAAUGUUUUCAGUCAAUCACUGCUCCAGUCUCUGGUAUGACUUGGUAUGGUGCACCGUAGAAGCAUAACUCAGCCUCAUUGGAGACCAGACUUUCAGCUGCCAGGGACAAAACCAAAAGUUAUCCAUUUAGUAGAGAUGUAGGACUUGUCACCUACAGACUCAAGGCACCAUAACCACUUAAAUCAAUUGCAAUGAAGUUGUUACUGUAUGAUACCAGGAGGUCCCACGUGCAUGUUACCUUAAGGGGUAAACUACUUAGAAACGGUUUAUCCCCAAACUGUCAAAGACUGUCUCCUUCUACUCUGCCAAUUAGCUUCUUCUGAUGGUCCAAGGCUUCAGUCAGGAAGCUAAUGAUAAUGAAUGGGGAGCGAAUGAUAAGCUGAGAGUGUCCAGUCCAAAGAACUUUUGACAUUUGUUUUUUGUUUUUAUCAUUUCUGGGCUAUAAUGUUUUCUACUUUAUAUUGGAUUCUGCCUGCAUGUAUACAUAACUCUUAUUUUGUUAUUUGUUUGGUCCUACUUUUCCUCAACGUUGUCGUAUUGAAAAAAAAAACAAUUCAAUAAACAUUUUAAUAAUAAUAAUAAAAAAUUAAAAAAAUCUAUUUUAUUAUUAAUAGCAUAAAGUCAACCUGUAUUUAAAUAAAACAGUCACUUUUUGAUAAAGGCCAUUGCUUCUAAAAAUCCUCAGACCCCUUCUUCCAGGAAGCUCUUACCUAGGGUAAGGCUUAUUAUUUACAACAAAUGUUAUUAUUAAUUAUAUGUAUAUGUAUGAAUAACUACCUCUUGGUAAGGAGCGUAAUUUACCAGACAUCCCUGUGUUUACAUUUUUUAUCAUUCCUUGCAACUUUACAAGAAGCUGCAGACAAAGAUUUGCAUUGUUUUUUUUUUCAUUAGAUGUUUAUUGAAAAACAUUUUCAAAGUAGGGGUACAGUAAAUAAAAAGGGGGAGUAAUAAACAUGAAAAAAAAGGGAUUUCAUACAACAAUAAAUGCAUUGUAAUCUGAAUCACACAUCUGUAUUGUACAUCUGUUUGCAUUAAGGGCAGGCUGAUUUUCCUAUACAGAUUGAAGUGGGCUAAUGACGCUUCGGGCAGUUAACCCCUCCCCCCCACCUUUUUUCCAUUACCAAGACCCCUACAUGUGCAUAUCUGGACCUCAGUACUGUCACUACCUAUGGCGGGGUGGUUGUAUGUAAAGCUAUACAGCCCAGGCAAUUUACACAUAACACAUUUACAAGUUAUAGACAUCACUUUUCCCGUGUAAUCUGCUCAGUCCUAUGUGUUUUAGGUUUUAGGAGUGCGUUAUAAAUUACCACCUAUAACUGUUUGUGUCACUUAUGCUGUGGUAUUAUCUUGGUGUGUGAUGUUUUGUGUAUAGUCAGUCCAUGAUUUGUACGUGUCUAUGAGCGUCAGUCUGUUUUUGUGCCGAUAUUGCUGACAUCCAUUCGAAUAAGUAGUAUUGGUGUAUUUUGUCAAGUAACAAAUGUUGUCAUGAGCCAUGAGGUGUGCUUCCAAUUGAGUGCUAUGAGGUUCCUUGCUGCAAUUUGCCUUGUUUUGAAUAAAUAAUUAAUAGUUAAAUGUAUGUACGCCUUUAAAACUCUUUUUGCUGAGGUUCUAAUUCUAAUACAUUAAAUGUAGAUGGUGAUAUAGCUAUUUCGAUCAUGAUAAUUUUGUAGAAAAAUAAUAAAGAAGAUGUAGAAUAAUAAAUAAUCUUGAUUAGUUUAUGCUACAUGAUGUGCAGUAGGAUGUCAGAGAACCAAAAUGCAGUUCAGGGGUUCGACUAAAGUAAAUUAAAGUUACAAUUGCACUUUGCAGUUAAUCAACAACAAAAAAAGGCAAUACAAUUUGUAGUUUCAGUCAUUUACCAUUUAAAGUACUUUUUGUUAGGAGAACAGGUGGAGUGGCAUAUUUAAGUGUUGCUUAAACAUUUUGUUUUUCUUUUCUUUUGUAUGAUGCUCCAUUAAGCGUACCCUUUAGCAAUACAUUUAUUCUAACCUAAAAUUAUUGCAUCAUUUUAAUGUCACUGCACAAACAGAGCUAUCUGUGCAUAAGCAAUAAUCAGCCAUUUAUUUAAAUACUUAUCUGAAAUGUAAUUGACAGUUUGUAACUGUGUUGAAAGUACUUUUUUUUCUUUUUUUAUACAAAAAAUCCAUUGCAGUUGCUUAAUUUACAAUCCUUUAAACACUUCUCAGAAAUAAAUACACGGUUUCAUUGCAAAGCUAAUAUAGAACUAUUGAUCUGAUGAUGCAUUCACAUUAAACACUUCACGAUCUAUAGUACUAGUUCAAUCCUCAGGGACAUAAGCCUAUUCUUAGCUGGGUCAAUUCAACCUUUCAUCACUUUGAGGUCUAUAACAUAAGUAUCAGAGAGUUGGGUAAUAUCUAAGCCGAGGACACUUCAAGACAAGAGGAAUCUCAAUGUAUUCUUCUUUGUAAAACACUUUAAUUAUAAUGAUUUACUACAUGGAGUGGAAAAAAUAUGGUGAUAAAUACAGCAUUUUCAUAAUGAUAUUUUGAGCGCUACGUUAAUAGUGAAUCUGUACACCAUAGGCAGAACUUGAUGGACUCUAAAACUUUUUUCAGCAUGUAUUACUCUGUAACUAUGUCGUGAUUUAUGACAUGGCCUUUGCUCAUGAAAUCCAAGAACAGAACAACUAUAUAGUUAAUCCUGUUACGACCUUACACAACUGCAAAAAUAAAAUAUGCUGGCAAACUUGAGAAGCUCUUAGGAUAUGUAAUUCACUGUAGCUGUUACAGAGUAAUAAAUGGUUAUAAAACACAUUCUCUUGACAAGGGUAAAUAAAAAAGGAAAAUAUAAAUCAUGCAUCUGUCCCUUUGACUUUAAUCGUGGAAAAUUAUGAAAAUAAACAGAUAAGGGCAAAACAGCACCUGUUCUUUUUAUCUGGUCUUAUGUUAAAGAUAUUUAGACAUGUAUGAGUUCCAGGCAACGUUAAAGAAAUUAAUACUCUGAAGCUUUGCUCGUUUCAAACAUUUGGAAUAUUAAACACAAACUGCAAGUAAAAUAAGUGAGACGACACUUAAAUAGUUGUAUGCGUUCAAGGCAACGUUUAAGAUUUUUAUUUAAUUUUUUUGUUUUGUGGUACAAUUACAAGUUCACAGAUAGGUAAAGACAUGGCAAUAUAAAAGCAAAAUAAAACACAAUAGAGUGUGAACAAAAUUAUACAAUAUUUAUCAAGAUUUUGCACAUUUUUAAAAUAAGAUAAUGCUUUUGCAUCCCAUCCUAAACUAAGCCUACACUGCUCUUCGUAACUGAGAGCCAAAUAAACCAAAUAAACUAUGUAUGACUGUGAUUUAUAUCCACCAGUGAUGCAGGCCACAUAUGUAGCUGGUACUGGUAAUAAAUGCAAAAGAAAGAUAUACGGUUAGCAAAAAUAUUAAUCCACAGAAAAUGGAGAAUUGCCUAUUAGGUAUAGCUCACAGUAUCUGCCAGGAGGUUUUAAAACACUAUUGUUUGAUGGAGUUAUUCUUGCUGGCUUGCGAUCUCGUUUAAAAAGUAAACCAAAAAAAAAUACCUUUUCCAUCCCAUACCAUGGCCAAGUUCUCCCAACAACCCGCCGCUCCGGUGAUGUCACUCCCCCUCACUGCAGUGACAGGGAUGUUCCAUGGGGUGUGUUAGUGGAGUACUUGGGAAACACAGAGGUGGAGGCCCCUCUGUCCUAUAUCACCAGCUUACUAUGUGUGCUGUCAACCGACGGCAAAUGUGCACAGAUUUAUCAUUAGCUAGUCCUGGAAGUCUCAUUCCUAGUUUUCUAAUGAUGCUGUUGGAGGUAAGGUUACAUACCUUCUAACUCUAUUGUCCAGAAUUGGGCAGGUCAGUGACCCAGUCCAUCCUACUGAGGACAAAGCACACAAAGCACAGCACAAAGCAAACAUUUAUGCGUCUCAUGGAUUCGACACUUUCCAUUGAGAUGAACUGCAGGCACAGCAUGACAAUUGCUGCAAAUGUGCCCUGCAUCCCAAUACUGGUAUGUAAGGACCAUUGGAUUGGCUCGGAGAUCUCUUUAAAGAAAUGUGGGACAAAGGGAGACCAGGAGGCUCUCCAACUCUCCAGCGUUAUAAUAAAUGUAAUCAGUUUAAUGUUAGAGUGUUACUUGAAUUAUAUAGCCAACAUUCUUCUGCAGCAGCAAUGGGGUUGGAAUGUUAUGCUUGCUCUGGUCCUAUAAUUUAAGUUUACCCAUACUUAUCUUGAGGAAGCUUCUAUUUGCAACUCAACCCUUCUGUUCAUGAGAUGGCUAUAACUGGCAAUAUAUUUUUCUUUUAUAAUUUUAUUUUUUAUACUCUAGAGUGUUAAGCCCAUAUUGUUAAAUGUAAAUUGUGAAUCCCUUCAGGGCCAGGAUUUGGAAAAUAUAUUGUUGUGACAGCACAAACAUAUCAGAGGUGCUAAGGAAGUUAAAGGCUAAUUGAACUUAAAAAUUUUGCUAAAAAGUGCAAUUCAAAUAUUUAAUAUAAAGCAACAAAUAUGGUUCAUUUAGUUUGACUAUCUAAGCAGUUCCCAAACCUCAGUACAUUGGCAGCAAACAACCAGAAUAUAAAUGAUGCUUAUCCUGUUUGUACUUUCUUUAUUUAAAUAAGACGUCCUGCAGUGAAAUACUGUUUUUAAUCAUGUUGGCACACGCAGUCUAGUAGAGACAGAUUGCAAGAACACAUGAAAAAAAAACAUUCAAUUCUAACUAACAUUAAUGAAUGUGAAUUAAUGCAUAAUUUAAUUUAUACACAAAUACAUAUAAUGUUCACUCAGGUCUCAGCUAGGUCAGUUCAAAAGAUCUUUACUAUUCAACCGUUUGAGUGCCAAGUCAUUGAGAGCAUAAUUUAGUUUUAUUGAACUAAAUGCACUUUAAAAAUUAAAAUGACUGUCGCAUACCACGCCAACAUUUUUAUUUUAUUAUUAUUAGUAUUUAUAGAUCACCAACUUAUUCCGCAUCACUUUACGAUAUUAUAAAAGGGAGAAGUUUAACAAUAAAGAAACAGUUAUAAAAUGUUACGGGAACAAUAGCUUGAUGAGCACCCUGCUCAAAUGAGCUUACAGUCUAAAGGUUGUAUCAUCACGAAAAUCUUUAUGAAAUACUCACAUUGACUGUGUAGGACUAGAACAUGAAUUCCAACACAGUAGGGACAACUUUGUCUUAGUAUAUUCCUUUUGCUUGACAAAACUUGACAAAAGACGGGGCUACUACCAUCAAGUUUUUUCAUUUCUCCCAGCCGUCACUAGUGACAUCUGCAGCAGGCUCGUGGUAUUUUCCAUAGAUUACUUCUACUUUUGCACACUUGAAAGAGUAUAGCACUGAUGUGAAUUCCUGGCAGAUGAAGCGACAUGAGCAGAAGUGGACCAACAGGAAGACCCUGGCAGCAGCCCCAAGAAAAAAACACCUUCCCCUGCACUCUUGCAAGCGGAACAAAAUAUGCAAACACCCCAAACGGUGACAGAAUCGCUUUAAAUCAGCUCUGUCACACUCAUCUCACCAAUGGGCAUUUCAGACAUAUAGAAUCUUUAUGAAAUACUGAUAUUGUCUUUUUUGGAAUUUCACUACCAUUCCCACCCUGUCUAGAGAUAUAUUGAGACAAACUAUGGACUACUUUGCCUUAGUAUUUUUCCUGCUCUUCACAAAAUGGCAAGUUAUCUUUUGUCAAGCUUUGCAUUACUUCCAGCCUUCACCAGUGAUGCCUGUAGGCAAAAUAAGCUCUUUCAAUAAAGGAUCAUGUGGUCUCAAGAGUACAUAGCUGAUGUUGGUUCCUGACACCUGAAGAAGAGUGGACAAAUGAUGGUGCUCACGAUGAGCAGGUUCAGGUAUGUCAAACCUACCUUCCCCUGCCGCCAUGGCCACCAAAUUCCCAGCAACGAUGUCAAAAUCGUUGGUCAUUGCAAAUUAUGCAGAGACCACAGACGGUGACAUCAGCUUUAAGUAAAAAAUUAUAAAAAUUAAUUAUGAUAUACAAAGAGAUUUUUUAGAUAUCCAUAAAUAAUUCAUAGACAGGAUAUUUUAAAGUAUUUGUAAAUAUGUGAAAUAUGUACACAGUCUCUUUAGAGUACACUUGUUUCUGUAAAUAUAAAGCGUUUAGUUUCCAUUUAAAAAAGGCCAUAAUCCAGAAUUGCUUUCACAAUGCUUUAUAUCCCACUACACAGUGUACCUUUAAUGAAGGUUGCUGGUAAUAUAUAUAUAUAAAAAAUUUCUUAUAAGACUGCAGCUGUGUCAGGAGAAAGGAAGCAAAGUUAACAAAGUAUUGGUAACUUAUGCAAAGUCAAUUCUUCCUGCAGCAAUCACAUCUGUGGAUUCGAUCAUUAUGCCUUUUCCUGUUCUGAUCUUUUCAAGUAAUUCUUACUGUUAAAUAAUUUAUUGUGUGGUUUGGAGAAAAUGCAGUGUAAUUAUCUGCACAUAAUGCACAGAAAAUGAAAACAAUAUCUACAUAUUAUUUAUUGACCUCUAUGAUAUUUGUACUAAAUAGAAAUUGGUUGCCAUAAGGUGCAUGCAUUACAAAAUAAAAUAUCGAUCUUUAUUGUGUAAACACAGCAAAGGAAAAAUACUUUAAAAUAUUUGCAGAAACACUUUAUACAUUAUGCAGUGCAGAAAUAAAACAUUGUAAUUAAAUAGCAGAAAAAAACAUGACUUUCUUGUUUACCCAUAUCUUUAAAAUAGAUGAGAUUUAGAACACUUUAGAUGUACUUUUCCUCAUUGUACUUGUGUGUUCAUGAGUACUAGAUAUAUUUGUGUGACAGUGUGUAUAUGCUAAAUCUAAUUUUUUUUCUAAAAUCUGUUUAAUAUUUAAUACUUUAUCAUUGGCAUUUUGUUGUUCCCAUUGCUUAAAGUAACACACAAAGCACCACAACUACUACAACUUAGCACGUAACCCACAUUUCUUUAUGUAUGUUAAGCUACACUUGGCCAACACAACAAACGAAAGACUUUCGAAAGUUUGGAAAAUAUGCUUUCAUUAUUACUAUGUGUUUUCCCUACAUUAUUGUAGAAUUCUAAAGGACCGUCCAAGCACUACAACUACUUCUGUCCACUGUAAUGGUCAUGGUGCGAGAAGUACCCUGAUGCCUACCCAGAGUAAGUAGUCAAACUUUUUUGUAUAGUUUGACAACUAACUAACCUGAGUUCCUUGGGCAACCACAUCGCUACAGAUUAAAGAAUGGCAGACGAUUAAGGACUAUCAAGGCUGAUUAAGGACUGGCUGAAAGCACUCAAAUGGUGUGAUCUUACAUGAUCUUGCUAAGGUCUGUAGAGAUAUCCUGAUUCAUUUGCCAGAGAAGAUCAAAAUCAGGGGCUGUGGGUGCCCAGCAGGAUCCAGAUAUCUUGUCAAACUGUCAACAAUUUGACUAUUUACUGUGGGACAGUGUCAGAGCACUUCUGGCACCAUAAUCACUAUUGUGGUCUCUAGUUGUUAUUGUGCUUGGAGAGUUAUUUUAGCAACUAGCCUCUUCAUCUAUAUUUUCUGUGCUUAACCUACUCACAACUUUUUUUUUGUCCCAAUCAUAGAACACAUGCAUAAUUACGUGUCUGUUAGUCCACCCAUUGUACAGCACUACAGACUUUGCUGGCGCUAUAUAAAUAAUAAAAUAAUAAUAAUAAUAAUAUCAGUUAUCUUUGAUUGUCCUUUUCUGGCUUUUCACAUAUUUUAAAUUGAACCAACUUAUUGCUGUACAUACAUUUGUCCAAAAAGUCCAAAAAUACUGCCCACUACUGAAUAAUCUUAUAAUUUCAUACUUUUAAAUCAAGCAAUAUAUAAAACAGUUUUAACUGCUGAAAUUCAAUUCACAAUUUACAAAUAAACAUCUUUUUUUACGGGGUAAUUACAAAGGAACUACAAGACACAUUUUUUUGUUUCUGAGAUACUGUAAUUAAUAAAUUGCAGGGGUAACACCACCUUUGCGCUUCCAGGUCUGUAGCGGAGUUUCACUCCACUAGCCAACGUUGGACGUCUUCACAAUUUGCCAAUUUGACGAUAUAAUUGUUGUGAUAUGUUUUACUGUUUUGAAACACUAAUAUUUGUGUUCAACGAAGUCUCCCGAGUAUAACAGUACCCCUCAUAUACAGGUUUUAUGGUGUUUUUAAAAGUUACAGAGUCAAAUAUAAGGCUUGUGUUUCAGUUUUUUCACAUUAAAAUUGACCGUACGGUAGCUCAGGAAUGAAAAUUACCCCCAUGAUGGCAUACCAUUUGCAAUAGUAGACAACCCAGGGUAUUGCAAAUGGGAUAUAUUCAGUCUUUUUUAGUAGCCACUUAGUCACAAACACUGGUGAACUUGACCCCGAACCCGAACCCCAUUGAAGUCAAUGCACAUGUACUGUUUCACCAUGUUUCUGAAAUGCUGCCUCCUGCUAAGACGUUCAAUAUCAGAUGGUGGUGCUGGUUGUUGUGGCGUGCUGACAAAGCUUUUCCACAUUUCGGCCAUGCUAACCCUGCCCCCUGAGGUGCUGGCGGUGCCCAAGCUGCAUUGGCGACCUCUUCCUUCUCCUCUGCCUUCACCUUGUGCUUCCCCUGAGCCCCCGGUGUCAGUUGGGAAUGUCCACAGCAACGCGUCUACCAGCGUGCGCUUGUAGUCGUGCAUCUUCCGAUCAUGCUCCAGUGAGGGAAUUAAGGACCGCACGUUGUCCUUGUAACAGGGAUCCAGCAGGGUGGCCACUCAGUAAUCAGCACAAGUUAGAAUGUGGGCAACUCGGAAGUCCAUGCGCAGGCACUGCAGCAUGUAGUCGCUCAUGUGUGCCAGGCUGCCCAGAGGCAAGGACAAGCUGUCCUCUGUGGGAGGUGUAUCGUCUGUGUCCUCCGUAUCCCCCCGCAUCACGCUUCAGUGAUGCCCACGAGCAGCAUUGGGUGCCACCCUGCUGUGAACACGGUUCCUCAUCCUCCUGAACUGUGCCCUGGCUGGACAAUUGUGUAGCUGGCCUAUGCUGGUGCAAGAACCCACCCUCCAAGCCACUUGUGAAUGACUGGCCUAAUAACGGUGGAAAUGACCCCUCUUCCUCCUCCUCUUCCUCCUGUGCCACAUCCUCUUCCUUCAUCGCCCGAAGUGUUUUUUCAAGGAGACGUAGAAGCGGGAUAGUAAGGCUGAGAAUGGUGUCGUUGGCACUGGCCAUGUUGGUGGAGUACUCAAAACGGCGCAAAAUGGCACACAGGUCUCACAUGGAGGCCCAAUCAUUGGUGGUGAAGUGGUGCUGUUCCGCAGAGCGACUGACACGUGCGUGCUGCAGCUGAAACUCCACUAUCGCCUGCUGUUGCUCUCACAGUCUCUCCAGCAUAUGCAAGGUGGAGUUUCACCUUGUGGGCACGUCGCAUAUGAGGCAGUGAGCAGGAAGGCCGAAGUUACGCUGCAGCGCAGACAGGCAAGCAGCAGCAGGGUGAGAACGCCGAAAGCGCGCACAGAUGGCCCACACUUUCUGCAGCAGCUCUGAUAUAUCUGGUUAGUUUUUCAGGAAUUUCUGCACCACCAAAUUCAGCACAUGCGCCAGGCAAGGGAUGUGCGUCAAACCGGCUAGGCCCAGAGCUGCUACGAGAUUUUGCCCAUUAUCGCACACCACCAGGCCGGGCUUGAGGCUCAGUGGCAUCAACCACUCAUCGGUCUGUUGUUCCAUGCCCAUCCACAGCUCCUGCGCAGUGUGGGGUUUUUACCGCAAACAUAUGAGUUUUAAAACAGCCUGUUGUCAUUCCCCCCUGGCUGUGCUGAAGUUGGUGGUGAAAGUGUUACGCUGACCAGAUAAAACAAAUAUAUAAAAAACACUCUGUGAGAAAGUCCAUAAAAAUCCACUUUACGCGUUUCACCUAUGGAGGCUUCUUCUGAAACGCGUAAAGUGGAUUUUUUUUCAGAAGAAGCCUCCAUAGGUGAAUGUGUAUAAUAAACAGUUAUAAUAUUUUUUAUCACUCUGAGAUAUCCAUUAUUAUUAUAUUUUUUUUUUUUCCUGGUUAACAUCUUAUUCCCUGGUGGGGAUUAUACCACCUACACUUUAUAAACUAGAGUGAGGCACGCUCUAGUAAAUGUGAAUACGAUACCUUAUAUUUAUUUAUUAUCCCAAAAGAUAUCAGUAUCUACUGCACUAUGUGGAUUCUUCUGUCUAUCUAUGUGUUCUUUAUUUGAGACCAUCAAGACGUGGACCACUUUAUAUCUAUCCUAAGACAGGGAUUAUUCCGUCUAUGCGCAAGAACAGUAGAGCUCUGUAUUUAGCUCUGUCAAAUGUGAGUGUACAUCUACCUACUCUUCGUUUAUCUACGAAAUAUUAACAGUGUUACACUAUUAUUUGUGUAUCUUUUUCUCUUUUUGAGGUAUACUACUGAAAUUAUAUGACCAUAAGGAUGUGAGUACGUAUAUUCGUAUCACAAUAAGGGCGCGGUUUCCUUUUUUCUUUGUUCACUAUUUUAAAACUGUCUGUCUCCAUCAGAUGGAAUGACAGCAUUUCAAAGGCCACGAAUUUUGAAAUGCUGGCAUUCAGGGCCAAAGAUCGCGGGUGGCUAUGGGGGUACUUCCUCUUUCUCUCCAGUGUUUGGGAGAUGGACAGCUGAACGCUUCAAUGGGACAGUGUGGAGAUGCUUGGGGACGGUGGCGGACGUGGUGGCGUUGCUGCCACAUCCUCUGUUUGCGGGGUGGCAGGUGCCACUGUGACUCAAGAGGUGGAGGAAGAGGCUGAUACAGCAGCAGAAGAGGAAGCAGGAGGAGCCUGAGACCUUUCUUGGUUUUUGAGGUGCUUACUUCUCUGCAGCUCGUGCUUUGCAUGUAGAUGCCUGGUCAUGCAGGUUGUGCUCAGGUUUAGCACGUUUAUGCCUCGCUUCAGGCUCUGAUUGCACAGCGUGCAAACCACUCGUGUCUUGUCGUCAGCACAUUGUCUGAAGAAAUGCCACACCAGGGAACUCCUUGGAGCUGUUUUUUUGGUGUGCUCGGUCCCUGGGUGAGGUGGGCAGUAGCAGGCGUACUGUCCAGGGGACGGCCGCUCCACUCUUAUGCUGUGCUGGUGCCUCUGUGCGACCACCGUCUCUUCCUCCAAACUGCACACGUCACUUGCAUAACCUUGAUUCCAUGUGGGAUCUAGGACCUCAUCAUCCUCCACAUCAUCUUCCACCCACUCCUCAACCCUGCCCUCCUUGCCGGUCUGCACACUGCAGAAAGCCACAGCAGUUGGCACCUGUGUUUCGUCAUCAUCAGAGACGUGCUGCGGUGGUCCUCGCAUGUCCACAUCCUGACACAUAAGUGGUUGUGCAUCAGCGCACUCAAUCUCUUCCAUUUCUGGGGCAGGACUAGGUGGAUGGCCCACGGAAACCCCGCCAGCAGAGUCAUCAAAAAGCAUAAGAGACUGCUGCAUGACUUGUGGCUCACACUGCUUGGCUGAUUUGCAAGGGGGUGAGGUAAAAAGACAGAUGGCCAUGGGCUGCAGGUGCCAACUCUGAGCUUUCAGCAGGGGACCGGGUGGGAGACAAUGUGAAGGAACUAGAGGCACUGUCAGCCAUCCAAUCUACUAUCGCCUGUACUUGUUCUGGCCUCACCAUUCGUAGAGCGGCAUUCGGGCCUACCAAAUAACGCUGAAGGUUUUGUCGCAUACUCAUACCUGAGGAAGGUGUUUCACUUGUGCGUGCAGCUGGCACAGAUCAACUACGUCCUCUCCUUGCAACAGGAGCUCAACCAACACCAACAGCACCACGACUAGGGCCACGUCCCUUAUUUGAUGCUCUUCUCAUUCUUUGCGUUCACCCACCAAACUAACAGAUGGUUUAUGUCAGGCGACAAUGUAACCGCCAAUAGUCAACAAUUUUUUUUAUUUUUUUUAGUUUAUUGAACUGCAAGAAAUGCACAGCAGGCCGCAAAUGUACUAUGCAGCACAAAAAAAUUUGAAUUUUUGAAAGUGCGAUGUAACCACAGUAUUUGACGGUUCUAUUUGACUCUCAGAUAUGAAGUGCACACCACAAAUUUACUUUUUAGCACCAAAAAAAUGUGAAUUAGUCAAACUGCAAUGUCACAGCAGUAUUUGACGGUUCUAUUUGACUCUCAGAUAUGAAGUGCACGCCACAAACGUACUUUUUAGCACACAAAAAAUGUGAAUUAGUCAAACUGCAAUGUCACAGCAGUAUUUGACGGUUCUAUUUGACUCUCAGAUAUGAAGUGCACGCCACAAAUGUACUUUUUAUCACCAAAGAAAUAUGAAUUAGUCAAACUGCAAUGUCAGUCAGUUUUGACGGUUUUUGUUGACUCUCAGAUAUGAAGUGCACGCCACAAAUUUUCUUUUUAGCACCAAAGAAAUUUGAAUUUUUUAAAGUGCGAUGUAACCACAGUAUUUGACGGUUCUAUUUGACUCUCAGAUAUGAAGUGCACGCCCCAAAUUUUCUUUUUAGCACCAAAGAAAUGUGAAUUUUUUAAAGUGCGAUGUAACCACAGUAUUUGAAGGUUCUAUUUGACUCUCAGAUAUGAAGUGCAUGCCCCAAAUUUACUUUUUAGCACUAAAGAAAUGUGAAUUUUUUAAAGUGUGAUGUAACCACAGUAUUUGACGGUUCAAUUUGACUCUCAGAUAUGAAGUGCACGCCCCAAAUGUACUAUUUAGCACCUUAAAAAUUAGAAUUAGUUAAACUGCAAUGUCACAGCAGUAUUUGACGGUUCUAUUUGACUCUCAGAUAUGAAGUGCACGCCACAAAUGUACUUUUUAGCACACAAAAAAUGUGAAUUAGUCAAACUGCAAUGUCACAGCAGUAUUUGACGGUUCUAUUUGACUCUCAGAUAUGAAGUGCACGCCACAAAUGUACUUUUUAGCACCAAAAAAAUAUGAAUUAGUCAAACUGCAAUGUCACAGCAGAUUUGACGGUUUUUGUUGACUCUCAGAUAUGAAGUGCACGCCCCAAAUUUUCUUUUUAGCACCAAAGAAAUUUGAAUUUUUCAAAGUGCGAUGUAACCACAGUAUUUGACGGUUCUAUUUGACUCUCAGAUAUGAAGUGCACGCCCCAAAUGUACUAUUUAGCACCUUAAAAAUUUGAAUUAGUUAAACUGCAAUGUCACAGCAGUAUUUGACGGUUCUAUUUGACUCUCAGAUAUGAAGUGCACGCCACAAAUGUACUUUUUAGCACACAAAAAAUGUGAAUUAGUCAAACUGCAAUGUCACAGCAGUAUUUGACGGUUCUAUUUGACUCUCAGAUAUGAAGUGCACGCCACAAAUGUACUUUUUAGCACCAAAGAAAUAUGAAUUAGUCAAACUGCAAUGUCACAGCAGUUUUGACGGUUUUUGUUGACUCUCAGAUAUGAAGUGCACGCUCCAAAUUUACUUUUUAGCACCAAAGAAAUGUGAAUUUUUCAAAGUGCGAUGUAACCACAGUAUUUGAUGGUUCUAUUUGACUCUCAGAUAUGAAGUGCAGGCCACAAAUAUACUAUUUAGCACCUAAAAAAUUUGAAUGUUUAAAACUGCGAUGUAACCACAGUAUUUGACGGUUCUAUUUGACUCUCAGAUAUUAAGUACAGGCACCAAAUGGACUAUAUUAGCACCAAAAAAAUUAGAAUUUUUAAAACUGUGCUGUAACCACAGUAUUUGACGGUUCUAUUUGACUCUCAGAUGUGAAGUGCAGGCCUCAAAUAAACUAUUUAGCACUAGUGAUGUCCCGAACUGUUCGCCGAACGGUUGGCCACGGUUCGCCACGAACGGUUCGCCACGAACGGUUUCGCCACGGACUCAUCAUUGAGUAAACUUUGACCCUGUACCUCACAGUCAGCAGACACAUUCCAGCCAAUCAGCAGCAGACCCUCCCUCCCAGACCCUCCCACCUCCUGGACAGCUCACUAAGAAUGCAGCUUCACAAUGGAUUCUGUCCAGGAGGUGGGAGGGUCUGGGAGGGAGGGUCUGCUGCUGAUUGGCUGGAAUGUGUCUGCUGACUGUGAGGUACAGGGUCAAAGUUUACUCAAUGAUGAGUCCGUGGCGAACUGUUCGCAGCGAACAGUUCGGGACAUCACUAUUUAGCACCUAAAAAAUUUGCAUUUUUCAAAGUGCGAUGUAACCACAGUAUUUGACAGCUCUAUUUGACUCUCAGAUAUGAAGUGCAGGCCCCAAAUGUACUAUUUAACACCAAAAAUAUUUGAAUUUUUAAAACUGCGCUGUAACCACAGUAUUUGACAGUUCUAUUUGACUCUCAGAUAUGAAAUGCAUGCCCCAAAUUUACUUUUUAGCACCAAAGAAAUGUGAAUCUUUCAAAGUGCGUUGUAACCACAGUAUUUGACGCUUCUAUUUGACUCUCAGAUAUGAAGUGCACCGCAGGCCGCAAAGGUACUAUUUAGCACCCAAAAAAAUUGAAUUUUUAAAACUGCUAUGUUACAGCAGUAUUUGACGGUUCUAUUUGACUCUCAGCUAUGAAGUGCACACCCCAAAUGUACUAUUGAGCACCUAAAAAAUUUGAAUGUUUAAAACUGCGCUGUAACCACAAUAUUUGAAGGUUCUAUUUGACUCUCAGAUAUGAAGUGUACUGCAGGCCGCAAAUGUACUAUUUGGCACCAAAAAGUUAGAUUUUUUAAACCAACAAUGUAACAGUAGUAUUUAAGGGUUUUAUUGGACUGCAAGAAAUGCGCCGCAGGCCUCAAAUGUUCUAUUUAGCACAAAAAAGUGUGAUUUUUUAAACCAACAAUGUAACAGUAGUAUUUAAGUGUUUUAUUGGACUGCAAGAAAUGCAGUACGCAAAUGUACUAUUUAGCACAAAAAAAUUGCAGUAUUUAAAAAUGCCUAGAUGUUGCCCACUGAGCUACCAGAACAGGGUUAAAGUAAUGUGCCUGGUACACAUGCAGUUGCAAGUGCACUGCACUCUCUGUGGCACUGGGCUCAGGGCAGGGUAGUACAUACAAAAAUGUAGUAUAGCACCCACAAAAAUAACCGCUGUAGUUUGCAGAUUCAACACCAGAAUUCUUUCCUAAUCUGUCCCUCACAGCUGCAGCAUCCUCUCUCUACACUAAUAAGAGGUCAUGUGACGUGCGGCGCUACGUGACUCCAGCUUAUAUAUAGAGGCUGGGUCACAUGCUGCACUGGCCAAUCACAGCCAUGCCAUUAGUAGGCAUGGCUGUGAUGGCUUCUAAGGGCACACAAGUCAAACGCUUGUUGGUUGGCAGCCUUUCAAAAUGCGCCAUUAAAUCAACGAACACCGAACUCCAAGUCGAACAUACACUGAUAUGUCCAUGUUCGGGUCCGGGGUCCAAAAACCAUAAUAUUCGGUACGAACCCGAACUUUACAGUUCGGGUUCGCUCAACUCUAAUAAUAAGUGUGGGUGCAUUUAAUAUCAAAGAGGUGAAUUACGGUUGGACAGACAUAUAGCGCAAAUGCCAGGUUUUGUUUACGUUUUGGUUUGAUCGCAACUUGUACAUUUGGCUGUGGUCUUAAGGAGUUAAGUGAAAUACCACCUUUCUUAUAAAUUUUUCCCACUAUUCAAACUGAUGUUGCAGCUAUUAAAGUACACAUUGCUGAACAAUACAAAGGCAUCAAGAAAUUCUGCAAAUACACUAUAUAUCACAGAAUCAAGUUGAAUCUUUCCAUCAUACUGGGUUUUUAAUUUUUUUUGGGGGGCAAAAUGCUUAUUUCCCGAUAGUCUUUAGAUAUCAGUAUUUUUAAAGGAACAUGAACUCUUAAAGGGCCAUUGCAGACUUCUAAAGCAGUUUGCUGAAGUGAUUUUUGUGUAGAGUUCCUCUUUAUUAAUUUAACAAAAAGUGCAAAUUUCAACAGAAAUUGGCAUUUGUAUAUAUUAACCUUGUUACACCCCUAUGGCUGUCAAUCAGACAACUGGUUAUGUUACUUCCUGGUUGCUAGCUCAGUGGAGAUAAACUCAAAAGACAGGCAAUUGCUCAGAACACCUGCCUUGCAAAGACUUCUCAUUGAUCUGCACUGGAAAGUCUGUGAUUGGACAGCCAUAGAAAGUCUGGGUGGGGUUAGAAGGGGAGGACUUUGCAAAGACUUCAGGCAAGAAAACUGCAAGCUGUUUUUAGCUAUACUCACAAUGGAAAAAAUGCAUAAUUAAAUUAAAUUUACUGAACUGUAAAAAAAUUUAAUAAUAUAUAUUUUUUUAAUAAUGAAUAUAAUAUAUAUUAUAUAUAAUAUUUAUUAUUAUUAUUAAAAAAAAAAUGGCUCUGGAGUGUCCCAUUAACCAUUCAAAGGAAUUGAACUAAAGUUCCAUAAUUACAUCUAUAGUUACUUAGCUACAUAGAUGAAAAGAGACUUGUGUCCAUCAAGUUCAGCCUUUCUCACAUCUGUUUUAGCUGUUGAUGCAAAGGAAGACAAAAAAAAAACACAGUUUGAAGCUUCCAAUUCUGCAACAAACUAGGACAAAAAAAUACUUCUUGACCCCAGAAUAGCAGUCAAAUAUCUUUCCUUAGAUCAAGAAGUUAUUAAAUCCUGAAUAGGCUGGAGUGGUCUUACUUGUCUAGGAAAAUAUAAAUAAUAUAAAACAUACACGAUAGACAGACAGACAGACAGAUAGAUAGAUAGAUAGAUAGAUAGAUAGAUAGAUAGAUAAAAUGGUGUUUGUCUGCUUAAUAUGUACUUUGCUGUUAGACAUCUGGUUUGAUGCAAUACUUUGGAUAAUAUAUAUUUGCAAAUCUUGUUAAAUUUAAAUUACAACCAUCCAAUCUCAAUCUCUGUAAAGAAAAAAACUAUUUAUUUUACUGCCUUUUUUAAUAUGUUUUAAAAUAUUUAAGAACCAUGCCCUACAAUUGAAACCAUCUUGAAUUUGCUUUGCAAAAUUGUAAAAAAAAAAAAAAAAGUAGAUUUAUAACCGUUGUCAUAGCACUGACACAUUUGGAACAGGUGGUCAUUAUGCAAGGAAAUGGAAGCCAAUAAAUAUCUCUAUUGUUUUUUUUCCAGUUUUAAACAAUACUCAAGUGUUCAAUUAUAUUUUGCAUUUCUCUCUUAUUUGACAGCAAGUUAUAGAGACUGUGAAACCAGCAGACACACCUUUCCCAGCCCCUCUGGAAGAAGGUAUACCUUCGGCAUUCCACUCUAAAUAUUUAUCUCCACCAGCCGUCUUGUUACAAGAUACAGAGGAAACUAAGGUAUGAUGGUUAAAGUGUUGCUUCAUGUGUUACUCGAACAUUAUUGGAAAAUUACUGUGAAUCUCACAAGAGAAUAUUUAAUAAACACAUUUUACUGACAAUUUUAAUCUAAGGAAAUCCCUUUUUAAUAUACUGUUUAACUCUUGUUUUGUGUGAGAUAGUAUAGCAAUGCCAAGAACUAACAAAAAUGUGUAACAUGAAACUGUAAAAUUAUUCAUUUUUAAAAUAUUUAACUUCUAAGAAAACAGAUGGCACAUCUAAACAUAACUAUAUUGUGCAUUUAAUUAUAUUAUCAUGUGCCGUUUCUUGUUGUUUUGCCCUGAAACAGAAUUGGCAAGCACACAUAUUUUAGAAAAAUAAAAAGCCCCAUAGCUGGGACACACCAGAUUAUCAUAAUAGUUUUUAUUCUAAUUUGCUAUAUAAGAAAGAAUCAUAUAAUAAAAUGAUAUAUGCAAAUGUCACAUUUUUCAAUGAAUCUAUUCAGCAUCCAAAACACUUCCUUCCUCAACAAAGAUCAGUUAGUUAUAGAAAAAAAAUCUUAAAAGGAACACUCCCACUUCAAUAACAACUUCAGCUCAUUGACCGUCAUCUUACAUUCACGGUUUUCCAUUGGUGAAACAUCGAACAUGGUUCCCCAACAUCCUUCACUUUGGCCCCUGGCUUCCUUCCUCAGGCUGCCAUAGUAUGAGGAAGUAUUGGCAGACGGCUAGUGAUAGGAUUCUCAAUGGAAGAUAACUGGUCUCCUGUUGAGAAAAAUAUGACAUACUUCUGAGUGACCAGAAGAAGGAAACCAAGGAUCAGCCCUGUAGUUGAUCACCAUCUGCUAACAUUUAACAUCUGCAUACCCCAUACCAAAAUUUUACCACCAUCAACUCUCCAACCUCACAGAAACCUCAACUCCCUCGAUCUCCACCAACCUCCAAAGUCUCCUUUUACCCAUCUCAAAUCUCAACUGCCCUAGCUCUGCAGCCUCACUCUACAACUCCACUCUCUCCUCUCAACUUGACAUCAUGACACCUCCUACAGUUAAACGCAGCAAGCGCCUCCAAUUACAACCCUGGCACACCAAGCUGACCCGUUACCUCCAAAAAUUUUCCAGAACUGCUGAACGCUGCUGGAGAAAGUCUCACUUUGCAUCUGACUUUGUCCACUAUAAAUUUAUGCUGCGCUCCUACAGCAUGGCUCUUUCCUCUGCAAAAGUAAACUACUUGAACAACCUCAUAAGCACACUGUCCCAUCAACCCAAACACCUGUUUCACACUUUUGAUGCUCUUCUUCGCCCUGUGACUCCCCCUCCUUCCACCACCUUGUCUGCCACAAACUUUGCAUCUCAUUUCACUGUGAAGAUCUCUACAAUCAGGAAAGAGAUCUCUAAUCUCUCUCCUACCCCUAUCAAUACAUCACCCAACCCCACUACCCCUGCCAUCCUAUGCUCAUUUGCACCUGCUACAGCACAAGAGGUUUCUGCACUGCUCCUGUCCUCCCGCCCCACCACCCACUCUCUCGAUCCUAUUCCCUCGCAUCUCAUCCGCACUUUGUCUCCCUAUCUUGUUCUUCCUCUCGCUAAUAUUUUCAAUCUCUUCCUUUCCUCUGGCAUAUUUCCCUCACCCUUCAAACAUGCAACCGUAACCCCGAUUCUGAAAAAGCCCAACCUUGAUCCCAACUACCCAUUCAACUACGCCCUAUCUCGCUACUGCCAUUUGCCUCCAAGACCCUCAAGGGAGUUGUGUACGCCAGAUUGACAGACUUAGUCGAAUCCAACUCUCUGCUUGACCCCCUUCAGUCUGGAUUCCACGCUGGUCACUCUGUCGAAACUGCUGUGACCAAAGUAUCCAACGAUUUAAUCGCUGCUAAAUCUCGCGGCCAAUACUCUAUCCUAAUCCUCCUUGAUCUUUCUGCCGCCUUUGACACUGUUGAUCAUCAACAGCUUCUUCACAUUCUCCGUAACUUUGGUCUACGGGAUACUGCUCUCUCCUGGUGCUCCUCCUAGCUCUCCCAGCUCUCUUUCAGUGUUUCUUUCUCUGGCUCUGGCUCUGCCUCUUCUCCCCAACCCCUCUCUGUCAAGGUUCUGUCCUCGGCCCCCUACUGUUCUCUAUCUAUACUGCCUCCCUUGGUAAACUUAUCAGCUCCUUUGGCUUCCAAUAUCAUUUAUAUGCAGAUGACACGCAAAUCUACCUGUCCUCCCCUGAUCUCUCUCCUUCCACCUUGACUCGUGUUUCUGACUGCCUCUCUGCUAUUUCCAACUGGAUGGCUGCUCACUUCCUUAAACUCAACCUGUCCAAAACAGAACUUCUAGUUUUUCCUCCCUCAAGUGCUGCUACUCCUAUGUCUGUCUCCAUCCAAGUCAACGGCGCUACUAUCACCUCUACCUCUGCCUAGGGGUUCUUUUUGAUUCUGACCUCUCUUUUACUCCUCAUGUCCAAUCGAUAGCCAAAUCCUGUCGCUUCCAACUCAAGAACAUAGUGCGCAUCCGCCCAUAUCUAAUGCCGGACGUGGCUAAGGUACUGGUUCAUGCUGUUGUUCUCUCUCACCUUGACUAUUGCAAUCCCCUUCUCACCGGUCUUACAUGUUCCCAGCUUGCAUCACUGCAAUCUAUAAUGAAUGCGACUGCGAGGCUUAUUUUCCUGUCCGGUCGCACCUCCCACGCCUCCACGCUCUGUCAGUCCCUGCAUUGGCUCCCAGUUAGAUAUAGGGCCCAAUUCAAAAUUCUGGCGCUUGCUUACAAAUCCGUACAUAAUGCUGCUCCAACAUACCUAUCCUCCCUCAUACACAAGUAUUUCCCGUCGAGACCCCUGCGCUCAGCCCAGGACCUACGCCUAUCCUCUGCCCGGAUCCCCACCUUUGAUGUUCGCCUUCAAGACUUCUCCAGGGCUGCACCUAUUCUAUGGAACUCCCUUCCCUCCUCAAUCAGACUUUCACCCAGCCUCCACUCCUUCAAAAAAUCUUUGAAAACUCACUUCUUCAUUAAAGCGUAUCAAGUAAACUGUCAGCAGGUUUCUCAUCCCCCACCCCAUGACUCAUUUUCUGCAACUGUCAAAAAUGACCUACCAAGCACUCAAUAAACCCUUCUCUAACAAACUAUUUAAUUCCCCUACUUUAACCCUUUGUGUCACUAUACCCCUCUCCCUCUAGCAUGUAAGCUCAUGGAGCAGGGCCCUCAACCCCCUCUGUUCCUGUACGUCCAGUGGUCUGAUCUCAAUUAUGUGUCUGUUAGUCCACCCAUUGUACAGCACUACAGAAUUUGUUGGCGCUAUAUAAAUGAUAAAAUAAUAAUAUUUGGGAGUAUGAGUGCUCCUUUAACCCCUUAAGGACCAAACUUAUGGAAUAAAAGGGAAUCAUGACAUGUCACACGUCAUGUGUCCUUAAGGGGUUAAAGCAGGGGUCCUCAAACUCUGCCCCCCCCCCCCCAGAUGUUGCUGAACUACAACUCCCAUGAUCCUUUGAAUUACAUAGAUAGCCAGAGAAUCAUGGGAGUUGUAGUUUAGCAACAUCUGGGGGGCCGGAGUUUGAGGACCCCUGCUUUAAAGACACCCUGCAGAUUACAACAAAUUUAAGUGGAUUGAAAAGCAAGCAAAAUUUAGACAUAAAUGAAAACACCAAGUGCCAUAACUACUGCAGUAUGCUGUAGUGGUUCUUUUUACGUGGUGACCCGCAAUAAAAGUGAACCAACUGUUGUCUGCCUGCUCUACAGCCUUAUUAAUUUUAAUAUACUUAAAACAUUAUUGAUGUUUAUAUAGUUGUAUCUGUGUAUGCAUAUAUGGUAAUUUUUGUUUAUUAUAGUUAGUUUUCUUAUUAUGCUUAGAAAAGUAUUCAUACAUUUCAGCAACCAUGAGCAUAUUAUCCUGCAGUGAAUGUAAAAAUGAUGUACAGUAUUAUAUAAUAUGUUUCUUUGUACACAAAGCUUUAAAACAGUAAGCACCAUUUUAGUAUGCUAACUUGCUUUCACAACUUCUGUCUUUCUUUGACAUUAUUUGUGGCGUUUUAUCAAUCCCAUUAAAAGAAAGGAAAUGUCUUUAUCUCAGGAAUAACUCCUUAGAUUGUCUGAGUUCUGACUUUGAUUUAUAAAUGAGCUUACACUAGUUAUUGUUUGGGAGUGUGGAAAUGUACUGACAUUUCUUCAAGUUAAAGGGCAGAUUAUUUAAUGUUUGCUUUAGAUACAGAGAAUAAAUGGGUGUUAACCUUAUUUUCUUUAGAGCCAGCUAUCAGUAAUUUGAAUGUAAAAAUAGUGUAUUAAGGUAAUAGUGUUACUGUACCUCAACAUUGGUAAUUUACACAAAUACAUGAAAUUAUAUCAAUUCACGCAUGCUUUUUGUUCUUCAUUUGUGAUUUAUAUUUAUCACAUACCUGUGUAAGACAAUUGCAAACAAAGUGGACUACUUACAUCAGGCCCCCCCAAUAGUCCCGAUUUUGGAAUUUUUCCAAAUCUGGGGACACCAGGGAUCUGUAAUUUGGCAGCACAAUACAAGCAAAUCAUUAGAUGCCCUAAGACCAUGCAAAGAGUGCUUCAGGAGGUUGGGGGCAGUCUGAACAGGCCCCUUCAGUCUAUCAGUGGAUGGGGCCAAUUAUUAUGGGCAUCACCAGUGAUGUGAAUCAUGUCACUGGUGAUGCCCUUUCUCAGGCCCACCCAGUAGCCCCAAUCUGGUGGAAGGUAUGCUUACAUUGAGGUCUAUUCACUUAAGAAUAGUGAACAACAGUAAAAGGAAUUGGCAAUUUAAUACCAAACCACCUAUGCUGCAAAAAUAGAGAACAUUGAGAAUUUUGCAAAGUUUAUAACAAAAUAGUGACUUGGAUUUCCACAUUUUAGUGCAUAUACCGUUUAUGUUUUUCUCUACGAUUGUAUGUCUAGUUUAUUUUUGUUCCAACUUCAUAACUGUAAUAAUUACAAGGAAAAAAAGUUGGCCUGAUUAAAUGUACACUCUUUUUUUGCAUGAUAUUCAUGAAUAUCAUACGUUAAUACUAGUAGUGGAGACUUGUUUAAGGUCUGCGAAACAGGAAGAUACAUAAAGUGUAAUCUCUAUCUUGAGGCAAGAUGGAUAUGUCAACCAUACAAAAGACAGAGUGCAGUAAUAUGCAACUUUAUCCUAAGCACGUUCUCUCUGUCUUUCUCUUUCUGCAGGCUGAGAUAAAUGAAAUGUUGAAGGUGCAGGAAGAGGCCUAUACUGCAAAAAUAGAAAUCUUGGAAAAGCCAUGACAUUCUCAGCAAACUGUUCAGAACUUCAAAUAUCACAUCAUGCUGUAAAAUUCUCUAGAGAUCCUUAUUUAUUACCGUGCCAAACAAAUCCUUACACACACUGUUAUAUUUAUACAUAUAUAGCAAAAUGUGUUUUUGAGAAGACAUUUUAUUAUUUUUGACUUACCGCAGAAAAAUGCAUUUGGGUGUUAAAAAGAAUGUUGUUGGGAGCGAUAUUAUAUUAUAUGUGCUUCUUCACACUGCUAUGUAGUUUAAUUGUAAUGCAGUACUGUAUAAACUCAAGCAUAAGAUUAAAUAUAAUUUUUGACAGUAUAAAA
This is a messenger RNA of Pelobates cultripes (western spadefoot toad), 72731 nucleotides long. The record is from the annotation of a GenBank genome assembly. NCBI's taxonomy places the organism in Eukaryota, Metazoa, Chordata, Amphibia, Anura, Pelobatidae.